AUGCGACGCGAGUUUGAUUUAGGAUUUGACGUCGCCGCUUCUGCCGCGACGAAGGGCUCCCGGUCCGCUGAUUCUCUUCCUCCUCCUCCUCCUGCGGUCUCCCGAAGGCCCUCUAGCGACGGCUGCCGUCCUCAGAGCCAGCACGUGGAGGGCGGCCCCUCAGCCGGCUCCCCUGCUGCCAUUGUCCGUCGGCCGGUGCGCGCUUGGAAGUGGACGGUCUGCGUCUCGCCUUCGCUCGGGGGGGACGCUCCGGCCAAGAGGAGGGAACAGCGGGCAGGAGGAGGAGUGCGCGGCUGUGGCUCCGGCUUCCUUCCUGCCCUCCCUUUCUCCUCCCAUCGGCCGGGCCAGCCUCGCCUCCCUCCCUCUCUCCCUAUCUUCCCGCACACGCUCCCCGACCGGCAGCUCCGCGCUCUCUGCGCCGGCUCCUCCUCCUCCUCCUCUCCGCGCUUCCAGCAAGAUGACAGCCGGGCGGCAGCAGCGGCGGUGGCGCGGAGAUUCCUCGCACCGGCUGGUAAGUAGAAAGGACGCCGCCGCCGAAGGAACGAGCCCUGGACGGGCAGGCGGUGGUCGCCGCCCCGACGGGAGGACUCGCGCAGCGCGGCGCAAAGGAGGUGGCCUUUGCGCUCUGGCGAUCGCCCCAAGAGAAGAGCGGAGGGCGUGCGGGGUAGUGGGGUGGUGGUGGUGGGGGGGGAGGCUGGGCGUCGCGGACUGGCGGGCCCACACCAGAGAUGGGAGAGAGGUGUUGAACCUCUUGUGCAGGCAAGAAGGGGUUAACUGAGGGGGGCAUAACCAAGAGCGGAGGAAGUAGGUUUCCUCCAGGCGGGCGGGGAAAGAAUCGGCUCCCACGGGUUGUGAGUACUUGGAUUUGGCUUGGGAGAAGCAGAGGGAAGGAAGGGGUUAACAACCGGUCUGCAGGAAUGGCUAGUAGGGCGGCGCGCGGGGCGGGGGGGGGGGGAGGGUGUCAGUUUUAGGUUGCACUGUUUGAAAGGUAGAGAAGUGCGUAUUUUGGAGCGUGGAUGUGCUGCUUUGUGAUGUGUAAGGAUGUGAGCGUGAAGUGGCCUUGCAUAUACCUGCGCCCCCGCCUUUUGGCAGAGGGGCAACCCUCUCCCGGCUCCCUCCCGCCCCCGCUUCAGAAUUUUCCUCAGUAUUUUGCAGAGUUGAGUUUUCUGCCAAAGAGCUGAGAUGGCGGUAAGGUGGCCCCUUCCUUUGCCACCCCGCCAAUCCCUUUUGGCACUGCAGACUUCGGAACACUUGUGCCUACGCACUUCUGACAUGGUGGCAGGUGUGUGUCCCCAGCCAUGGCCCUGCUGACCCUGAGCUCCCCUCUCCUGGCUGUGGUUCCACAUCUGAAUGCUUCUGGCUCUCUUCCAGGUGCACAUCUGACUCUUGGGAGCACAGCAAUAUUGUGGGUGGUUUGCCAGGGGGGAUUAAUGGAGCUGCCAGCAGAACCGAACGGGAGGGCAGGUGCACCGCCAGGUAACACCAGUUGAAACAAGUUUUCUCUCCCAGGUGCUAGCCUGAGACACUGAAGUUGGAAGGGGUGGUGGAGAAAGAUAAUUGCACGCCAUCCACUGGUUGGUUUGCUUCAUCUCUUACCACCCUUGGCUAGCGGGCUGUCCCUGUAGAGGAAAGACAGCAUCCUUGGGUUCUUUCUCUGCUUUUUCCAUCCUGAGUAGAAUAUGUGGAUGCAGCAUCCUUCCUCUGCCCUCCCCACUUCAGAUCUAAUCCUGUCCUCUUUCAUUUGAAAGUUCCCAGUUGCGUCACUGAAGCAAGGUCCACGGUGUCUAAGAGUCUUGUUCUCCUGGUUUGGGUAGCAAACUGAACUGCAGCUUAACUAAAUUCUGCAGUUUUGGGCAAUGUGAAAUUAUCAGGUUGGGCUGAAGUUUAGACAGCCGGUUCUUUUUCUGCUUUGGCACUGCAUUUUCUGUCUGGACAGAGGAAAGCACGGUGGAUGUGUGAGGCUGUCGUGGAGGACUUUGGAAGAAUCAAUUUCUGGGUCUGUGGCUUGAUGUCAAUUGAGAAGAUUUAAGCUGUCGCCUUCUAGGGAUUUUGCUUGCACUAACGGUGCCAAUGGCUUCGGCACAUAUCAUGUUUUCUGUGGGCUAAAGACAGAAACUUGAUACGGUGCAGAAUAUUCAGGGUUUAACCUAAGAGCUGGAAAUCUCCGAAGCUAUCAGGUUUACUUAGGCUUGAAACAAAAUAUUUACCUGUGAUGUGUUUCACUCCACAUUUUAUAUUAGUAUUUAGUGACAGACAUCGCUGAUAUUGUUUGCAGCUCAGAUGCUGUGGGCUGUUGGAUUAUUUAGAUUCCGCAAGCUUGGAGAGAGGUUUGCAUGUUAGAGCUUCUGUCUGCCACUCAGUGGCCUUACCUGACCCCAGCAGGUAAGGUGAGGGAGUUACAGUGUGCUAACCCCCCCCCAAUCCCUCUUGCCUUUGUAUAAUUUGCCAUUGUCUUCCCUGAACACAUCUUUACAUCAACAACUUUGGAAUUUGCAGUCUUCAGUGGAUGGUGACUUAACUUGGACUUCACAGUCCAAAAUAGCAGCUGCGGCUUGUAAGGAGCUGGAUAUCGUACAGAUUUCUGCGAGCCUCAAACUGCUUUGCAUUCCUCAAGAGUGCAGUGUCCAGAGAGUUGCUGGUGCUGAGCAUUUGAACUUUGAUCCAGAGCCUAACAAGAAUCCUUUCAUCAUCAUCUUAACUCCCCACCCACUGCAACAUUGCUGACCCAAAAGCAUUUUUUGAGUUGAAUCUUCACAAACUGCAGCAUUCACUAGGAGUCUUGUUGAAGUUCAAGGGUGAUUUCGCAAUUAUUUUGACUGAUCGGAACCAGAAUGCAAGCUGUGCUGUUGUGACGUACAAGUGAUAUAGGCUAGUGUGUGUCCAGUGCUUUGCUCUGUGGCUGCCUUUACAGGAAGCCUUUAUGAUGGCAGGUGGAGUCUUAAAGUGGCCCUGGGGAAGAUGAUGAACAACUUUAAAGUGGUGUGUCUGUAUGAUUAGCCUCUGCCAACCUGGGUCUUCCAGAUGUUUUCGACUGUAGCUCUCCGCCAGCCCUUACUGUGGUGAAUUGUAGACCGAUAUAUCUGGAGGACAUUGGCUGACAAGGGCUGUGUUAGAUUUACUGUUAGAUUUUUCAUGUUGCCUUUUCUUAUCAUUUCUGAAACCUGAACAGAACAGAGCUGGAGAAAGGUUGCCAUUCUGUCGGCUGUGUAAAUUCCUAGGCAUUCAAGGGGAGAUUAGGAAGAAAUCAUUGUGCGGAAAUUAGCAAAGACCAGUGUACUUCCAGAAAAUUAUCUCUGUAGCUCCGGCAGCAAGUGGAGUCACUCUUUCUCGCAGUGUAUCCUGAGAUGCUUCCUCUACUUUUCAUGAAAGAGUCAUGUCUGUGGCAACAGCCAGUCUCUCAGUGAGGGUUUCUGGGAUAAGUUGUUUAGCAAACCUGCUUUUUAAAAAAUAAAAAAGUUGCUAUUGAUAAGUAUUCUUAGGGACAUAGGAAGCUGUUUUAUACCAAGUUAGGUCAUUCCAGCUAUUGUAUUGUCUGAAUUGACUGGCAGCAGCUGUAUAGGUUUUCAGAAUAGAGCUGUUUCCAGUCCUACCUGGACACACCAGAAAUGGAAUGAGGGACCUCCUACCUGCGAAGCAGGUCCUCUGCCACUGAGCUAUGGCCCUUCAUUUGCUACAUCUCUCUUGGAACAAUUCCCUUUGCCAAGUAUGAUGGAAACCUCCUUGCUUGGCUGACAGGGAUGGGCAAGGUGACAGCUGGAUGGGUCUUGUGUGCUACUAUUGCACGCCUGUGUCUUGGGACAGAGAUGCAUGCUUUCGGAGCUCCUGUGGUUGACCCUUGGCUAUUUAAAGACCCGGGACUGUCAUGUCAACAGCAGAUGGUGUAACACGCCUGUUCUGCCUUGGCAGUUGUGUGCUCCCAGCUCGAGGCAGUUGAUUUGCUCAAUCAGGCAGGGUUGUAAAGAAACGCUUCUGGUCCCUAGCGGGGCUUUUGGUCAAUUUUGAUGGGGGAAGACUUGAAUUAUCCCAGGAAAUAAAGUGGAACCUCAUGCAGUACUUACAAGCCUGAGGCAAGAUUUGCUGACAGUUCCCUCCAGGCUGUGGUUUCCAGGUCCUGGAUUUUCCAGGAGAGACUAAUGCUCUUGAUUGUGAGUGCUUCUGGUUACACUUGAAAAAAAUAAUAAUGGUGUUUUCUGCUGAUGCAUGUAGAAUCUCACCAUUUGCUGAAGAUCAAGUCCCAAAUGAAGCUGUGGAGUGAAUUCUGGCUUAGAGGGGUGGGAGUUCCCCAGAGCACCACUUUUUUUUUGGUGAAGAAUAUUUAGAUUUUCAGGCAAAGCCAAGCUUUUCUUCAUUUUGGCUUCCCAUAACGGCUCCACUCAUGGUGCUAAUGGCCUUGCAUUUGUUGAUAGGGGAAUGGGGAACCUGUGGUCCUACAGCUGUUGUUGAACAUCAUACCCUGCCAGCAUGGCUAGUGGUCUGAGAUGGUGGGAUUUGUAAUCCCAAACUUGGGCCUCCAGCUGCUUUUGGACUACAAUCCCCAUCAUCCCUGAUGACUGGUCCUGCUAGCUAGGGAUGAUGGGAGUUGUAGUCCAAAAACAGAUGGAGACCCAGGUUUGGGAAACUCUGAUCUAGAUGACUACAGUUCCCCCAUCCCUGCUGAAGAUGAAUCUGUAUGGGAACCCAGAGCCAUAAUAGCAGCUUCUGGGGCGGGCUGGCUGUUUAAAACCUUCUAGCUUCUCUCCUUGAUGCCUUCUUGGGUGUUAGAUUCUGGGGAUAGUCUUCUUAUGGGGGCAGCAGAAGCAAAGAAGCCUGCUAGGUUUGAGGUAGAAUCAGAUAUGUUUCAGAAUGAUUUCAAUGCAGAUACCACCUUUUUCUUUUCCUUCCCUCUCAGACUUUGGUUGGGGUCACCAAGGCUGGCAGAAGCUGUUGUGAUGUAGUGGGGAGGAGGACUGAACUUGGACUGGAGGCACCUGGGAUGAAAUCCUCGCUCAGGAUUGGCGUGCCUACCUGUCAGUCGCCUAAUGAUGACAGGUGCAAGGCACUGCUAAAAUGGAGACAUUUCCACCCCCUUCAGUUUAGCAGGGGUUUCCGUGUAAAACUUCCUGAAUAAGUGGAUUCUGAUGCAAAUUUCUUCCUGAGGUUAAACUUCCAUUUAAAGUUUUAACUGGAGAUGCUCAGGGUUGUACCUGGGACCUUCUGCAUGCAAAUCUUGUGCUCUACCACUGAGCUGUGGUAGCUUCUCAAAAGUCUUCUUGGAAUUGCCUAGUUUAGUGUUGUAUUCUGGCAGGAAAAUGGCUCAGGCCAUGUUCCCCAGCUGAGAAGAUAUUGUCUCCUGUGCUGAUUUUGAAGCCAGUAGACAUUUGAGCCAGAUGGUCUUUCAAGCCCCUUGCAAUUCCCUGAAUGAUAGAGAAGCUUGGGUGUGGACCACAGCCCUGCCCUCCCCAAUUCCUUGAUUUGUAAGCCUGGUUGCAGCAUGAGUUAGUGUUUUGUUUUCUUAAUUUUUUUUCCUCCUAGAGAGCACUCAUACACUUCUGGCUUAAUGAGGGCUCUGGCUUAUUCUGUUUGAACGAACAGCUCCAUUAAGUUGUGCUGAUUAAUGAGCAGAAAACCCAGUAGGGAAGGCAGAGGUCUGAGCUUCCCGUAUGUGUUUAUGGCUGUGUCUUGUAUGCACAGCACGAAAACAUAGCUUGGGAACUUGAAGCCUGCAGAUGGGUGGGUGGGAAUAGAUGCAUGUCAAUGUGGGGAAAGGAAAUCUGGCACUGCAAUCAUCCAUAGAUGUCAGGGAUAGGGUACACUCACCCAGAUCUUUUGAAGGCCCCUGUGAUGGUUUCUGCCACAAUCCUUUCAUGGCAGUAAGAAAAGAUGUGGGAAAAGGCUGCCCCAUGCUGAAUUUCUGCACCUUCAUUUCCUGGUGAGUGCGCUGUGUACACAUACUGCUGUGUGCUGGGAGAGGUGUUUGAUGUGCAACUACUAAUCCUUUCUUAGUGUUACUUGUAAGGGUGCACUGUGAGUUGUGCUUUGUGCACACAGUGAAGGCACGCAACUAGCUUGCUGCAGGCCGGAGUCAGCAUAGGCUAGCAUUUUCUUUCUGGCUUCCAGGCUCACGGGUGUUUUUGAGAAUAGGCUUUGUGGACGGUUGCACCCACACAGAAAGGCCAGCGUGGGUGCUACGCACAGCAUUUCUCAGGCCUCGGCAAUUGAACGUUGGCUUCUGUUUUUAAAUGUGAGUGUUGCAGAGAAAGAUUGAAUCUUCUCCCCUUUGCUUUAUGACGCCAGUUGCAUCCCUGUGCCUGUCACAGAUCUUCACCGGAGCUGUGUGCAGAGACAAUAAAACAGUAAGAUUUUGCACCCAGAGAAUGCAAAUCCUCCAGUAAGAAAGAUGACCCCUGAGCUCCAUGUAAAGGUAAAGGGACCCCUGACCGUUAGGUCCAGUUGCAAACGACUCUGGGGUUGUGUGCCCAUCUCACUCUGUAGGCCGAGGGAGCCGGCAUUUGUCCGCAGACAGCUUCCAGGUCAUGUGGCCAGCAUGACUAAGUCGCUUCUGGCGAACCAGAGCAGUGCACGGAAACGCCGUUUACCUUCCCGCUGGAGCGGUACCUAUUUAUCUGCUUGCACUUUUUGGCAUGCUUUCGAACUGCUAGGUGGGCAGGAGCUGGGACCAAGCAACGGGAGCUCACUCCAUCGCGGGGAUUCAAACCGCCGACCUUCUGUUCGGCAAGCCCUAGACUAUAGCGCCACCCCUAUCCAGUGCUCCAUGUAAACUAUACAAAUUGAGCAAAUACGCAUCAUUUUGUACUUUGCACAAUCCUGGUCAUGCAAGAGCUCUGUGUGGCAUUAGUGUUCCCUCCCAGCUAACGGAGAACUUAGGAUCAAACUAUACAUUGUAUGGAGCACCUGCUUACAACUGUCUAUACCUUGCCUAAAAAGCUGCUGCCACACCCCACCACGAACCAGAUUGGACUGUGGCACAGGGGAAGGACUAAAUAACUCUUUUCUUUCCAUACUGUUGAAAAUUGCUUCCGAUGUUGCUGUUUCCUGAACAUUAUGCACAGCUUGACCCUUGGUGAGCAAUAAGCUCUGCAAACCAUUUUUUAUAUCAAGUUCUGGCAAUUUGGUUCCGAUUCUGUUCACAUGGAGCCUGUCCCUUUUGUACAGACUUGCCUUGUCCCAUAAUGGCUGCUUACCCUGCUCGGGAGUGGGCAGCAGUUGUGACCUAUCACAGGCUUCCCCUCCACCCCUGGGGGGUGAAAUUCCUCUUGGUGUGGCCAGCCAUUGGACGGCUGGAUAGCCCACCCACAUCAAUAUUUGAACUGGCCAAUUGGGCAGGCUGGGAGAUGGAGCAUAGAUGGAGUACCAGAGUCAAGGAGUGUUCACUCUGGUCCACCGACUGGGAAUGAAAGCCGGCUGCACCUGCAUCACUUAGCGCAGGUGGCCAAAGAUCAUAAUUGUCCCUUAAUGUUUCCUAGUAUCUAGCAGAUCUAAACCCGUUCUCCUGGCAUCACUGUCUUGUCUGCGAUUUGAGGCUUCUGAGCUCUGCCUGUCCUACUGGCCUUGCAUGCAGAACAGGUAGUAUUUCUUGACAAUGCUAACAUGGAGGCCCUGGAUCUUAAUAUCCUAUCCAGCAACUUAAUUAUUUUACAUCCAAGAGCACGCCAUUCAUUUUUUACUGAUGCUGAAGCUUAGAUGGCUUCAAAAUCUCCUGAAUCCCUCUAUUACUUACUUUUAUGUGCCUUUAUUCUAAGUUUUUUUUGGUUUUAGGUUGCAUUUUGGUCUUAAUGAUAGCGAUCUUUUUUUUAAUACGGUACACAGCUUAAGUGUAUUAAGCAGUUUAUAAAUGCCUUAUACAUAGUUUAGUCUAUACAUAGCUUAGUUUAAUUAAAAGUAUUUAUUAACAUUUAUGUAUUUAAUGACAGCAGCACGAAUACUGUAAUUCCCAAAGAUGGAAAGGAGGAGAAGUCCCAACAAAGGAAGAAUAGCUUUGGAAAAUGUUAGAAUACACGGAACUGGCAAGAUUAACAGCAAAGAUUAGAGACCCAAAUGAUAAAAACUUCCUUGGGGACUAAGGAACUUUUAUUAAGCAUUUCAAGUGUUGCUAAAGCGAGAUGAAAACGUGAGCAGGACUUGAAAUAUGAGCGUUGGUUUUUUAAAGAUAAAUAGGUUUAAAUGGAUGUAUUGAAUAGUGCAGGUGAAAUAUGCAGCAUUCAAGGGUAAAUAUGGAAAGCGUGGAAGGGAAGGACGGGAAGUCAAUUGAUAAAAUAACUUACGGUUUAUGUUAAAAUUUGUAGUUUUUUUUGUUUUUGUGAAAAAUCAAUAAAUAAGAUUUUUUUUUUAAAAAAUUAAUUAAAAUAAAAUAAAACAAAUGAAAGGGAAUCAUAGAUAAAUGCACCAAGGAUAAGUUUACUGGCGACCACAAGGCAAGAUGGUUAUUUGCCACCAGAAUGGCCAGUUGCUGGGGGACAGCAGAGGGAGAGGACUGUUGUCCUCAUGUUCUUCUUGAGGGCUUCCCAUCCAAAUAUAUUUUAUUGCCUGCUGUGGUAAACAGGAUAUUGGAACAGAAGGUGGUUUGGUUUGAUUUGGCAGGGCUCUUACGAUGCUGACUCCUCCCCUUGCGCUGUCUGGAUGAUGCAAAGAUAGACUGCAAGACUUUGCGACGUGAGGGCUGCUGUCUUCUAUGGGGCAGUGGACCGCCCUGCUCAGCAUCCUCCCAGUGUGGCUAGGACAGGGGUCCCCAAACUAAGGCCCACGGGCCAGAUAAGGCCCGAGGGACUCGUUUAUCCGGCCUGCUGCGACCCCCACUGCCCGCUGCCGCCGCCCCCUCUUACCGGUGCUGCGCUGCGCGGCUGCCCACUUACGGGUCGGAGGAGCACUGGAAAUAGCUUGUGCACAUGCGCAAGUGUUAUUUCCAGUGCACAUCCGGGCCGGAGGAGGCCCAUGCACAUGCACACAAACUAUUUCCAGUGCUCCUCCGACCCAGAAGUGCGCCGGAAAUAGUGUGUGCGCACGUGUAUUGGCAUGCGCUUCCCCGCCCUCCAGCCCGCUGCACGAUCGGUGCUGGAGACACCGGCCUGAGGUGCAGUAAGUUUGCUGACCCCUGGGCUAAGAGAAUAUAAAGACUAAACCCACAGGCUAUUCUGAGUCGGCCAUUUGAGUCUGUGGCCACUGGUGGUGGAGGGCUGCUUCUUAGCUUAUCCUUGGAGCUUUGUAGGGUCUCUUUGGUCAGAACAUAGGGAACUGCCUUAUGCAUAGCCAGGUCAGUGGUCCAUCUAGCUCACUACUGUCUACUGAAGUGCAAAACCCUUUCCAGUUUCUGUGCAACCUUCUGGGGGGCCACCUGCCAGUGGUGAGAUCAGAGCCAGAGGCAAAAGUGGCACAACGAAAGACGUGAACUUUCAGGAUAGCUGAAAUAAUGACUCAACCCUUGUAUGCCCAAUUUAUCCCUGCACUCUGCAGGUGAGAGGACCUCCAACAGGUAACCAUUCCUCAUCGGGCUUUAAUUGUUGUGGCACCUGCCUGAGGAAGUCCCUCUGCUUGAAGAUUAGAUAGGUACCAUCUCUCCUGCCUUUCCUUCACCCUGCUGAAGGCCUUCCUCUUUCUCAACAAGCCUUUUAAGUGGAGAUCUUUCCCAGUCUUCAUCUGCAUUGGAAUUGUUUUAAAGAUGUUUUAAAGUUGUUUCAUCACUUGUUGUUUUGCUAGCUUGGGCUGCUUUGGGAUGGAUGUAAUAAGUAAGUAAGUAAAAGUCAGUAAGUAAGUAAGUAUGUAAGUAAGUAAAUUAAUUAAUAUUUUCAAGCUUUGUAACGUCAGCUAGUUUCUGCAUUCAUUUGUGCACUCUCCUCUAUCAUCUGAGCAACCAAACAGCACCAUCAGCAUUGAAGGGCCAGAUAGAAGAACUUGAGGGGCUGCAUUAUGUGAGGUUCCCUUUUCUUUCUCUGCAUGCUGACUGGCAGUUGGCUUUCCAGGUUUCUGACUGAGGAUAUACGUAGCCCAACCUGGAAAUGCUGGGAACUGAACCUAGGACCUUCUGCAGAUAGUCUGCCUCUGAGCCGUGGCUCUUCCCAGUUAGCAGGUAGUCAAAGGGGCCUGGCAGGCGCUCUGCAACAAAAGCUUGCAUCUGUUACUUAGAGCCAAACUGAGGUUUUCCAGGCAGCAACCCUAGGGGUGGCAAUCUGUAGAUGGUAAACAGCCAGAGAGAUAUGGGUGCCCUACCUCUCCUGCCCCCAUGCAUUUCUCUGGAGGACAUUGAAAAGCUACCUGGGGCACCGAAGAUAGAUUCAGCUUGGCUUGUUAUGAAGAACCCCCAAAUAGUCCAAAGGUGGGAAAAUCCCAACUAUUUAGUUGCUUCAGUAUCACAAAUCAGAAUUGUAUGGUUUUUUUAAGGAUUCACCCUAUUCUUUACGUGGUAGAUCAUAGAACCAUGGAAUAUGCAGCUGUCCCACACGGGGAUUGAACCUGCAACCUUGGUGUUAUCAGCACCACCCUCUAAUUAACUGAGCUGUGUCAUCUCAUUUAACUGAUUUUAGUAUUGUGUCAUUACAUUCUUGUAACCUGCCCUGGGUUCUUCAGGUGAAGAGCAAGUAGGAAAUCUUAACAAAUAAAUAGCCAAUAAAGUUGGGUUUUUUUUUUAUUUUUUAUUUCCCACCUGCCUAAGGCCAAGGUCUCUUGAUAUUGUAAAGGAUUCUUUCUAUUGAAAGAUUCAGGCCCCAUAUUCUGCGUAUUGCUGCUCGGUUAUUUAUUUAUUAACAAUAUUAUUUUAUGCCGCCUGUCAGGGAACUGCCAUCGGAAGGAAGGGAGGUGAAAGGGCUCACACAGGUUGGGAGAGACUCAGCAGCUGAAGAGGGAACCAGUAGGGGGAGAGGAGCUGAGCUGAGGGAAAGUGAGCUGGAGGGAUGGCUCAGAGACACUUCCAGCGAAAACAGUGGGGAGGUUUCAGGACCUCCUGUAGGAACACCCACUCCUCGCCGGAAACUGUCACGCAGAGAGUCCAGAAGACGUGUUUCCGUUAAGGAGCUUUAUGUUGGAAGCGAUUCCAAAGCAACCACUGUCGGAAUCUGCUAGUGACUAGAGGAGCCAUGUCUGAGGGGCUCCGUCACAGACAGAGGUUUGUGGACUUGAACAAACUCUGAGGGGAUACUAUUUUACGCACAAGCAGCUCAUCAUCCCAUCACACCGCCUUAUAUGCAUGACCGAAAUACAAAGGCCAAUCACAAAAUAAAGCAACGAAAUGGUUAACACACCAAGCAGAAAGCUUUGGAAUACAGUAUAGAGAAAGCUGCACACAAAAAAGCAUUUUCCAGAGGUGUUUUUAGAAGUAACUAUUUUUGCAAGCCACUGCAGCCUACUUUAUUGACUGUAAGAGAAUGAUUCGGUCAAGCCUAAAUUAAGUGUGGUUCGUGGUGGUGGCGGCGUGACGAUCCUGCAGGCACGAGCUAAGGCCUCUAUGGGCUCAUAUGUGCCUGCAGGCACUGCAUUGGUGAUCAAGAUUAUGGGGAAAACUGAUCACAGAUGUUGUGAAGCAGUAGAGGGAUGCUCAAGGCAGUAGCAUUAAUGAGACAUAGAUUCAUGGAAUUGUAGAGUUGGAAGGGACCCUGAGGGUCAUCUUGUCCAACCCACUGCCAUGCAGGAAUCUCAACUAAAGCAUCCGUGACAGAUGGCCAUCCUUGAUGGCUUGGCUUGAUUUACAGAGCUCUCCCUGCAGACCUCAGGAAGGGUCGUUGCUCAGUGGCAGAACAUCUGCUUUGCAUGCAGAAGGUCCAGGUUCAAUCCCUGGCACCUCCAGCUAAGGCUGGGGGAGACCUCUGUCCUGACACCCUGGAGAACUGCUGCUACUCAGUGCAGACAGUACUGUGCUAGAUGGGCCAGUGGUCUGACGCGGUGCAAGGCAGACUCCUGCGUUCCAGACCUGCUGCUCUGGACAGAUAUUACAUCUCUUUAGUAGGCAUGUCUUUCCCCCUGGAAGUUCUUUUCUGUCCCUUCAGGCAUCCUCAGCGAUGCAGUCUUCAUUGGAGAUUGACUGCACCUUAUCUCCUUUCAUUGCUGCAAAGGAUUAAGCAUACCUGCCUGGCUCUCAUAAGCGUGUGAGCUGUUAUAACGAACUGAAAUUCAUUUUUAAUAGCAAAGUUAAUCGCAGAGUCCACUCAUUGAUUCUCUAUUUUGCAGCUGUAUUAGCUAGGCUGUGCUGCUGCUAAUGGUCUAGAAAAUCGCCUUUUAAUAAAGUCAGGCAGAGGGUGUGUGUUUGGCGGGGUGCAGGGAGAGAGAGAGAGAGAGAGAGAGAGAGAGAGAUCUAACUAACUGUAAAAGUACAAGCCAGGAUGGCUAAAAUUGGAAAGCUUCGGAAUGAGCGGCAUAAAAGGAGGCUGGCAACAGUCAUGCAUUGAAGCAAACAGAAGCCGUUCAAAGGCUGUUUACUCACAUGCAGGCUUAUCACUGAAUGACAGCAGCUUCCAGAGAGCUUUCUUUGAUACCUUUUGCACUUGCAGCUUUUUGUUUGCACUUUUGGUGCAGAGAACAAGUUUGUACUAUGUUGAGUAAUUUGAGAGGAUAGUGCUUUGUUUGCAUUCUGAUAUUUGAGGAAGGAAGACAAAUUAACUGAGGGUUUUAUUUCGCUGUCUCUCCAGAUUGAGGAAAGAUUGCAUGUGCUGAUGGUAGAGCUUCUAUGUUAAAUUAAAAUGCAGAGAGGUUCAAAACUUUGACUCUCAGGGUUGGGUGAAUUGCCGUUUGCUGUCCUCAAGGUAUGUGAUGAUUUUCUGCACAGGCCUUCCUUCCCUCUUUGUCCUAUAACUACAUUUCCCUGCUUCUGUUUAACGUGCUUUCGAAAGCUUUGCGUAAAUCUGGAUCUCACACAAAUAAUCACGUAACGGUUUCACCAUGUGCACAAAGCAGAACUCAGCCCUCAUCCAUUCAAACCGCACUGCACAGCCAUUUAUAGGCAGCAAGAAUUGUUUUUUUGCUUGCCCAGUGUGAGCGGAACAAUGGUUAUAUUUUCGCAGUAAGAAGCUUGUGCUGAUGAAAGCCAGCGUGGUGCUAAAAGCAAGAAAAGCCAUUCUGGAUUAAGCCAGUAAGGAGAUACCACAAAUACAUAUAUUUGUGAUAGGUUUUCGCUGUUUGUACAGUAAUAUUUCCCUGCAUAAACACUUCCCUGUAUUUCACUGGGGAUGUAAAACCCAACCAUUUUAUAUAAUCGCAUUAGAACCAAUUUAGUGCGGCUGGGAUUGCUUCUUGCACUUCACAGGUGAAAUUCUGCUGAGGCUGGCAGGAAAUGGUCACAUUCCCUAGCUUCCAAACCUUACAUUUGCUCCCACGGUGUGGACUGUAGCUACAGGAUUGUGGUUAGCUAGGCUGGAGGACUUCAGAUGGUAGCUGCAUUUGCACCUACAGUGGUGCCUCGCAAGACGAAAUUAAUUCGUUCCGCGAGUUUUUUCGUCUAGCAAAUUUUUCGUCUUGCGAGGCACGAAAUCCCAUAGGAAUGCAUUGAAAUUCAAUUAAUGUGUUCCUAUGGUCAAAAAAAGUCCAAACAAAGCCAAAUUUGGUACAACAAGAGUUUAUUAAGUGUUCUUUAAAGUCACACAUCCUGUAAAGAGCAUUUCAAAAAUUGAAGGAACAAUAAAUUAAGUUUCUAAACAUGACAGAAAAACAUUUAAAAAUCAACAAAGUGUACAGUACAUUUUCUAAGACUCUGGGGGACAACUCGAAGAAGGUUCCUCUUCCACUCUUUGUUUCUUGCUGAAGAACCCCCUCCUCAACUGUUCCCCCAGCCACCCACCACACAGAAAUUCAAAUCCAGAAUUUUUUUUAAAAAAACAGCAGAGUGGCCCAAUGGUCACAGAAAAUCAUAAAAAUGCAGGAAAAAAAACACAAGCUUCCAGAUUCUUGCAAACCCCUCCUCAACUGUUCCCCCAGCCACCCACCACACAGAAAUUCAAAUCCAGAAAUUUUUUUAAAAAACAGCAGAGUGGCCGAAUGGUCACAGAAAAUCAUAAAAAUGCAGAAAAAAACCACACAAGCUUCCAGAUUCUUGCAAACCCCUCCCCAACACCAAGUCCUUGAAUUCCAAACACCCCAACCCAAAAUCCAAAACCCCCCAAAAAAGUUUUAAAAGUUUAAAAGAAGUUUUGGAAAAGCUUCAAAAAUCACCAAAGUCUUCAAAAGCCUCAAAAAAGGCUACCACACUGCGUUCUAUGAGUUGCUCCUCGAAGUCAAGUCGCAACUGUAUUAACGGUGUUAAGAAAAAGGAAACAAACUUGCAAGACGUUUUCGUUUUUCGUCUUGCGAAGCAAGCCCAUAGGGAAAUUUGUCUUGCGAAGCAGCUCAAAAAACGGAAAACCCUUUCGUCUAGCGAGUUUUCCGUCUUGCGAGGCAUUCGUCUUGCGGGGCACCACUGUAUUGGUAUAACACACUUGCUGGCUUAUCUGGCAUGGGCAGUGUGCUAGUGCAGGCUACCAAUCUCUCCUACUUUGUUCCUGCCUUCAUGCAAAGCGCAUCAAUAAACUAAUAAGUACUUGCUCCAAUUACACCUUAAUCAGGGUUGUGGUCUAUCGUUCUCUAAGAAAACAUGGUUGCUAGUCAACCAGAGGACAUGGUUUAUAGUCUGUUUAUUAUUUAUUUAUUUAGUUACUUACUGCAGAUAAUGUUUCAGAGUAGACUCAUGGAAAGCAAGGGACCUAAAUUAGCCAUGUCUAUUAAUUUCCAUGGGUCUACUUUGAGCAGAACUACCGCUGGAUACAAACCACAUAAUGACAACUUCAACAGGAUAAAACAACCGUACAGUGGUACCUCGGGUUACAUACGCUUCAGGUUACAUACACUUCAGAUUACUGACUCCGCUAACCCAGACAUAGUGCUUCAGGUUAAGAACUUUGCUUCAGGAUAAGAACAGAAAUCGUGCUGCGGCGGCACAGCAGCAGCAGGAGGCCCCAUUAGCUAAAGUGGUGCUUCAGGUUAAGAAGAGUUUCAGGUUAAGAACAGACCUCCGGAACGAAUUAAGUACUUAACCUGAGAUACCACUGUAUUGACUAAAAAUGCUCAUCCUGCAGUAUUAUAAAAUACAAGGUUUAUAUAGCUCUUAAUGAAACCUUCUAAGCGGCUGGCAUAGAACAACAUGAAAUAUUGAUUAACAAUAUUGAUAAAAUAAAAAACAAAUUGACAUACGAAGUACCCAGGUAUGGAUAAAACCAGCAGUUUUGAAACAAAUAUAUCUAAUAAACCUGGGAAGGCUUGCCUAAAGAAAAAGAUUUUUAGCAGGUGCUGAAAAAGGUACAGCCAAAGCAUCUGCCUAAUAUCAAUUGGCAGGGAGUUCCAGAGCAUAGAGGCUGCCACACUAAGGGAUUGAGUCAUUGCAAGUGUGGAACAAGCAUUUCGCUCUUCCAUAGUUCCACAGGUCAAAAUGGAUGACAGGGCAUACACCCUUGUGCAUUUAAUUGAAACAAAGCGUAUUUGCAUCUUACACGUAAUCCUGUACUCAAAACAAACACGGAAAGUCAGUUGAUCAUUAUGGUGUUGGAAGCCUGCAGCCAAUAGAAGGAAUGAAGCACUCGCUGCAAUAUAUUGAGGUUCUGCAAAAGAGAGUUACUCCAGAGCUGGAAAAGAGGUAUCCUGACGGUACAGGGAUAUUGCAGCGGGACCUAGCCCCCUGUCACACAUCGAAAAUGGGGAAGAAAUUCAUAACAGAGCAGCAAAUACAGGUACUUGAUUGGCCAGGAAAUUCCCUGGACUUAAAUCCCAAAAGUCGCCUCCAUGCUGUAGACUGUAUGACUAUGAAGAAACUCAUUCAGGUGCUGAUUCAAGUGUGGUACAGGGAUCCGAAAAUCAACAGUAACUGUUUGAAACUACAGUGGUGCCUCGCAAGACGAAAUUAAUCCGUUCCGCAAGAGUCUUCGUCUAGCGGUUUUUUCGUCUUGCGAAGCAAGCCCAUUGACGGAUUAGCGCUAUUAGCGCUAUCAGCUGUUUAGCGGCUAUUAAAGGCUUAAAGGCUUAGGGGAUUAGCUGCUAAAAGGCUAUUAAAGGCUAUUAAAGGCUUAGCAGAUUAGAUAAAGGUGGUGAAAAGCGAAACAAAAAUCUCAAGACUCGCAAGAUAUUUUCGUCUUGCGAAGCAAGCCCAUAGGGGAAUUCGUCCUGCGAAGCAACUUCAAAACGGAAAACCCUUUCGUCUAGCGGUUUUUCCGUCUUGCGAGGCAUUCGUCUUGCGGGGCACCACUGUAGUAGACUCCGUGCCAAAUCGUGUUCAAAUGCUGCUUAAAAAUAGCGGAGGUCAUAUCUGUUAGUAAUGUACGUAUAUGUGAGUUUUGUACAAUAAACUACAUUGUUUGUUUCCAGUAAUUUGCACAAGGGUGUGAAUGGAAUAAGGCAGUCCUUCAAGUAAGCUGUUGAUGGCUUUUAUUGGCUUCCUGAUAAUGACUUUGGAGAGCAGCAAACUGUGAUCCCGGUUCAGAUAUAAUUAAUUAAUAUACCGUUUAAUGCCAAAACAGCUUCUAAAUGGCUUACAAAACAUAAAAAACAAUUGCACAAUGUUGUUCAAAUAUGGAAUAAUUAAAUAAUAUAACAGUUCCAGGAAACAAUAAAACAACCCCAUUAAACCAUUUACAGUGUAAAUAUCCAUGAUUUUAAAAUGCAAUGAAACGUUAAAACAGCACAGCAAUUAAAACAGGAAACUUGGGUCAAGAGAUCAAGGGAACGCCAGUGUAAACAGGUGCAUCUUCAGAAACUGGUGGCAUGCCAAUAUAGAUGGGGCAUUUCAUAUUUCAAUGGGCAGUUCAUUCUGCAAUACUGUUGUCACAGUACUGUCACAGUGCUUCUUGAUUUGUUUAUCCUGCUUGCAGAAGAGGAGCAAAGUAAGAGUGAUCAAGAAGCGUGCAUGGACAUGCUGCUUCUCCAGAUAAAUCGUGGUAAGGUAGGCACUCUGGCUUGUCGUGUGAAUGCAGCCGCUUGUCACCACACUGAACUGCAAUGACUAGAACAACAGAGGAAGUAUUGCAGAUGAAAUCUGAACAUUGUUGAGAACUGAUGCUAUUAUUUUCUGGGUCUUUUAAAUAAUGCAUCAGAUGCAUAACCCUGAAAACUGGUUUUCAGUUCUGCCAAAAAUAUUUUGGUGACCAAGAGUAGCUAAUUACACUGCAUUCACAGGCAACUGGAAAGGCUAAUAAUGGUCCUGAAUAUUUCUGCAAUGGGUUAUUCAUGGGGCAUACUUUACUGUCUGUGCUGCCCACGUUCCUCUUGCAUACAGAAAUAGAUCUCCAGCUCUUUCACUAUAAGUGAUAUGAGAGUUCUUCUCUCCUUGUUGUAGAGCUGUGGUGGGUUGACUUUAAUCUCACAGUCUAUUUUAAAAAUAAAUCCAUGUGGUCUUCCAGUCUGCAUUUUUCACCGGGAGUGCAUGUGCAGGAUCAGUUAAGGGGUGACAAUUCUGUUUUAAGAGAUUCUUGCUUAAGAGCAUAAGAAUUGCCUGGUUGGGUCAUGACCAUGAUGAGGCUUGCUCAGCCUCUAUCCUCAAAGGUUUUCAGUUCACCAUAAUGAGAACUGCUUCCUUUAGGGCGAACCGGAAGUAAUUCUACUCUUUAUGGCAGAGCUUUCCAAACUUUUCAUGUUUGUGACACACUUUUUAGACAUGCAUCAUUUCACGACACAGCAAUUCAGUUUUACUAGCAAACCAGAUGUUAAACUAACCCCUUUCCAUUCCUGGGAGGAGCACAAGGAGUGUUUGCAUGACACCACUACACACUGCAGCCGACACAAAAGCAUGUCGCGACACAUAGUUUGGAAAGCUCUGCUUUAUGCACUGGGCGUAAUAAAAGUUAUUGCUGGAUAUGAUGUGUUUAUGACUCCCAAAGCUGUACUGCUUGAAUGUUAGAAGUAUAUGAUCCUUGAUGAAGAUUUGGUGGUAGUCAUGUGCUUAUUUCAAUCAAGACUGUUGCAUCCUGCUGGAGAAUCCUCAGUACUGUCCUCUGGACAUAUUUGGGUGGGGUUUCGGGUUGUUUCUUUUUUGUAUAAUAUUAAGCUAGCACAUUACAAAACCUGUGGUUCUCCAGAUGUUGCUGGAGAACAGGCAAAUCCACAUCAUACAUUUAAAGCAGUUUAAAUGGGAACAGUAGUUUCAUCCUCACUGAGCUGCAGUCCCCACCAAUAAACUGUACUUCCCAGGAUUCUUUGGGAGGAAGUCAUUAAUGUGUUGAAUUAACUUUAAAUGUCUGAUGUGGAUGUCCCAUACAUCUCACAUCAUCCCUGACAGAUGGCCAUGCUGUCUGGGAAAGGGCCAUAGGUUCUUCAUCCUUUUUAUAAAAGAGCCACAGAUGUUCAGGGGUGGGGAAUCUUUUUUCUUUUUCUUUUUAGCCCAAACAGCUUAUCCCCUCAUAGAUGACCUUUUGGGGUCUUUGUGACAAAAAUAGGUGGCGCCAGAUGCAAAACUGGGUGGAGUAAGAGGUGCGACUCUUAUCUUCAUACAUUAGGCUGUAUUCCAGUUACAGUACAGUGGUGCCUCGCAAGACGAAAUUAAUUCGUUCUGCGAGUUUCUUCGUCUGGCGAAUUUUUUGUCUUGCGAAGCACGGUUUCCCAUAGGAAUGCAUUGAAAAGGAAACAAACUUGCAAGACGUUUUCGUUUUUCGUCUUGCGAAGCAAGCCCACAGGGAAAUUCGUCUUGCGAAGCAACUCAAAAAAGAAAAACUCUUUCGUCUUGCGAGUGUUUCGUCUUGCGAGGUACCACUGUACCCCCAAAAUCAGAGGUUUCUACAUGCACUCAACCCACCACCUCUCUUGUUUCAACCAGACAAGCAAGAGGCAUUGUCCACAAUUGUAGCCAGUGCUGUUGUAGAAGGUGCACCAUUGAGGGGGAUAGGAAGCUUGGACCGAGACUAGUCAUGACCUGGGAAUAGUCCCGAAGGCCUGUUUCAGGGCUGCUUUCAGCGGCUUGAGGUUCUCCCACCCAUGAGAUUCAGUAACAAAAUGAGUUUGUUUGUCAGUCAUUACAGUGCAGAAUUUCAUGGUUGUGUAUAUCCAUCUAUGCUUUCUUUUUUAUGCUUAUUAUAAUGUUUGUCCUAAUAUGCAGUCUUAAAUGCAGGUAGAGACCACAAUUUGCCCUUUUCUCUGAGAAAUACCAAAACUUUUCUUACAUCUCCUUAAGUUCAAUGGGUCUGCUCUAAGCAUGACGUAAGUCUGGCUCUUUCCUAUGGACUUAAAUUGAACUGUGUUUUCCACUCUGACUUCCAGUGCAGAGUACAGAGGGCUUUCGGUUACUAUAGAGGCACCAGGUAUACAGCAAUGCCAGACUGCACCCUUAGAGAACCAUGGCCAAUGGCAGCUUUCAAUCUAACACCAGAAAUUCAGACUGAAACCCACUACGACAACCAAAGCUGAUUAAAAAAACCUAAUAAAAACACAUCUAUACAAAUAAGAGACAGGUCUUGCAGAUUGUGCCCAACUAAGAGAGGACACAAGUAUCCAAAACUCAUUAAAUUAAGGGGCCAAAGCCUUGGUAAAAGGAAUGGUUUAUUAUGUGUGGGUCUGCUCUGAGUAAAAAUUAGUUGGAUACAACUCAGGAAUUCAGAGAAUUCAAACAAAUAAAAACAGGGUCUGAUCUUGUGGAGCAGGGAAGGCCUGGGCAAAAACAAACCUUUACAAAACAUCUGAAGCAAGUGAAGGCUGUUGCUUUUGCAUAUGACGAGAGGAAGGGGGUUCUAUAGUACAGGGGCAAUAGCAGAAAAUGCCCAUUUUUGGUUCACCACUCUAUGAUGUUUUUUGGAGUGUGGUGUUGUGAGGGGAAUUUCCACAAAUGAUUUAAGUGAUCUCGGCAGGGCAAGGCCUCUGCAGGGGGCAGGUGGUUUCAUGUAACCUGGCUCCAAGUUGCAUUAAGAACUUUGUAUGCCAGCUGCCACACUUUGAACAUGUGCCCCGGAAGCUGAUCAGUGGCAGCCGGCGCAGUUCAUGGCUGAGAAGAUGAGCUGGAGGAAUAUUGGGUGAACACUGACUGCUCUGUAUAUCGCUUGUGUUGGGCUUCCCAGAAUGGGCCUGGAGUGACAGCAGGUGGCCCAUGUCGCUGUUGUAAGAUGGAGAUUAACACACUCUCUCGUCUGCAUGAGAGCAUUUUGUUUAUGCUCAGGCAUCUGACAAGUACUUAAAGCUCCCACUUUAGAGCCUCUCAAAUUCUUCCAAGGCAACACUCCCUAGAGCAGCGUUUGCUCACAUUGUCUCGCUCCUAAACUUUAUAUGUAAACCUUGAAAGCUCAUUUAGUCGAAGGCUGUGAAGUAUCCCUCCCUUUUAUUGGUUUGCCUGAGAGCUGGCUUAUUUUGGUUCCUUUCUGUGAGAAUCUGACACACAGGCAAAAUUCAAGCCUGGGUUUGCUUCCUCUGGAGCGGGGAUGUUUGUGCCAGAACUUUUAAGGAAAAACCCUCAGUGGCUAGAAAGUGUGUGACACACUGCUCAGAAACUUUCCCUCUGCCAGUUGCUUCUAACAUGCUGGGGCCUGCCCUGUACAAAAAAGGAUAAGGGAACAAGCUGUGAGGAAUUCCAUUUGCCAAGCCAAGUUGGCUGCGGUGUUUCAGGGAGGGAGGGUCUGGCAGGCAAGUUUGGUUCUGCUCCUCGCAAGGCCUGCUUGUUUUUCUUCAGGAAAACGUCCUCUGACUUCAUUUGGAGAGAUUUUCAGUUUUAAACAUUGCAAUAAUCUUACAGACAUUUUAACGUUUCAAAACUUGACUUCCUUCCCCCUCUUUCUGCGGUUUUUAAAAUUUAUUUUUAAUAUUUUCUGCAUAUCCAAAUUAAUUUGUUCAUUAAUUCAUCUACUUUAAAUAUACAAUCGGACCUUGGGUUACAGACGCUUCAGGUUGCGUUUUUCCGGGUUAUGGACCCGCCGAAACCCGGAAGUACUGGAACAAGUUACUUCUGGGUUUUGGUGGCCGUGUAUGCGCAGAAGUGCUGAACCGCAACCCGCACAUGCGCAGACGCGCUGCUGCAGGUUGUGAACACUGCAGGUUGCAAACGUGUAUCCCACACGGAUCAUGUUCGCAACCUGAGCGUCCGCUGUAUACUCUUAUGAAACUGCAGGUAAUUACAAUCAUCCUGCCGAUGUUCUUAUCUGUUUACAGCUUGUUUGUACAUAUUCAAUAAAUCAUUUCCAUUCUUUUAUAAAACAUUUGUUAUCUUGAUUUCUUAUUUUUCUGGUAGGUUUCACCAUUUCUGCAUAUUCCAUGUCCAUUCUUCUUUUGCUGGGACUCCUUCUUAAUAAAUAAAUGUUAUUGCUAUUAUUUUCUUUUUCCAGUUUUUUUCCCUUCUGAUUAUUUUGUAGUCUUAGAAGCUAAGGGGAUUGUCAUGAAGCGUGCCUGCACUUCAGGAUUUACUGCUAUGCUUACGGCAUUGACCGAUGAGUGACUUCCCUGGCUGAAAACAGGUGACCCUGCUUGGGGAUAACAUCUUUUUUGGGGGUCAGAUUGAGGCCUUUGCAUGUUGCCUGAUUAGAAGUUCAGAUGCUCAAACUUGAAUCAACUUCAUAACCCGCCUCUGUUCCUGUGCUGGGUACUAUUCCCAUGUCCUUGGUUGGGACAGCACAAGUUCAGGGGCAGAGUGAAGUGGCAGUACAGGAUCUAGGAUUUGCAGUACAGGAUCUAGGAUUUGUAUGGGGGGGAGAGACAGGGUCUAGGGGAAGCAGUUAUCAGUGGUGUCUCCCUCCCUGAGUGUGUCCACACAUCCUCCUUGUGACUCUUGUGACUGUACAUCUGCUUGCCUUUCCCUCUAGCCAAAUCUGCACCACCUCACAGAGGAACAAGUCAAGGUGUGUGGUAGGGAUGUUAGAAGGCAUUGCUUCCUUUUCUGUCCUGUAUUCAUUGCAUGCAGCGUCGCUUCCGUUCUGCUACAGUUCAUCUUCGGCCAAAAACCCCAUUAUUUGUUUCAUUGUUCACGGUAGUGAAAUUACAUAGCUUACGUAAUUUCUCCGAUCUAUUACAUCAAUUAGGCAGGCUACAUUGCCGUCAUGUUAUUCCACCCCAUUAAUUUCAGUGCAGAAGGAACACUAUGCAAAUUGGGGAGUGACAUAAUCUAUUAUUAUUAUUUUACCCUGAAAGCAAAAACCAUGAAGACUAUGGUAAUUAUAUUUGCUGGAUUGAUUUCUGUACCAGACGUGGAACAAAGAAGCGAACAUUGGCAGUUUCCACACCUGUUUCUGUUUUCAUUGUAAUUCUGUAAAUCCUUAGUGUGUGGAGAUUGUUGCUCCUUUUUCUAGCGCCUCUCACUGCUUGCUCUAAGAGGGCAGGUAAAUAGACCAGUGCUGCGCUAAAACCUGUCAUCCAAUUUCUCAAAAGCUUUCUUCCGCUGUGAAGGAGACAUUUUUCUGCCUCAUUCUCUCUGGGAAAUUUUCAAUUUUUCUUUAGCCUUCUGGUCAGUGCAAGGUUUUGAAUGCGCUGUAUUGUUGCAAGGUGACAGAGAGUGCUGUGUGUGCAUGCACACUCUUGCUUUCUUUCCAGUGAAUAUUUCUCUGGCACUUUGCAGCUUCCUUGGCUGCCCAGAUCAGGUUCUGAUCUGAAAAAAGCCCCAUGGGAGGAGUUCCUGUCCAUCCCUGGACUUUAAUUGGAGUGUGAGAAUGAAAGAAAGGAGACUUGCUAACACCCCUUGGCUGCCUCAAAAGUAUGGCAAUCACAAUAAUAACCACAUACCCCACACAUGAGAAAUUCACCAAAUUUCUCUCUCUGUGUGUGCUUCAAUUCAUUGAAGGAAGAUGGUUGGGGAAAAUGCAGGAGAAUUUUUUUGGCACAGCACUAAAACAGAUAGCAACUGCAAGGAGCACCAGCAGCGGGGCAGGGGGCUCCAGGAUUUGGCAUAGAGCCCCCUACUGGGUCAUAGGUCUUUUCUGGCAUCAAAUGAUGCUGACAAGGGGCUUUGAAAACCCAUUGGUUGCUUGGCUGGGUUCCACACAUAUCAUACAGGCUUGCCUUAAUUAUUUUUCUAUAAUUAUUUCUCAUAAUUACCGUAUUUUUCACCCUAUAAGACACACUUUUCCCCCUCCAAAAAUGAAGGGGAAAUGUGUGUGCAUCCUAUGGGGCGAUUGCAGGCUUUCGCUGAAGCCUGGGGAGCGCGGGGGGGCGGUGCGCACCGACCCCCCUCGCUCUCCAGGCUUCAGGAAGCUAUCCGCAAGCCUUGGGAGAGCUGCGCGGCUUGCGGAGAGCUUGCCUGCACCCAGAAGCUUGGGGCGCGCUGAGCUCAGCACGCCCCAGGCUUCGGGCUUCGCACAGCUCUAUGCUAGUCGUGGGCGAGCUGCGCAAAGUCGUGCAGCUCUCCCACGGCUUGUGGAUAACAGCCUGCUCUGGGGGCUGGGGCCGGGGAAACUCAGGCUUCCCCCGCCCCAGCCCCACACCUGGGGGGGAAAAUAAUGUUUUUUCUUUAUUUCCCCCCCAAAAAACUAGGUGCGUCCUAUGGGCCGGUGCGUCCUAUGGGGUGAAAAAUACGGUAUUCAUAACGAAAAGUACUGAUGAAAUUUUCCAAAGAUACAGUGAAAUUGAAAGCUUUUUAAAAUUCUUCUCCCCACCCAGUACUGGAGUGACCUUGUGCAUUUUUUGACAAACUACCAGUGCAUAAAACUUGGAAAUGGACAGAGCAUUAAUCUCUCUCUCUCUCUCUCUCUCUCUCUCUCUCUCUCUCUCUCACACACACACACACACAUAUACACUCUCUUGUGUAUAUUAUUCCUCUCCCUCUCAGUUCUCAUGCACACACCUUCACACAUUUCCUUCACGCAAAAUGAAUUGAGAAGGCUCUUCAAAACAAGAACCCAUUGACUAUUUUUCCAGAAAAACAAAUGAUCUUGCUAAGAAAUUCAGAUUUUGAACUGUGUAGGCAGCUGAGCAGAAAACAGGAAUUAUAGGCUUGGAGAGGAAGAAGGGUCGAUUUUUUCCCCAGGCUGUGUUCUCUCCACAAUUGAUGGUAAAAUCAUUAAUGGCGAGGUUACAGAUCGGAUGGCAACGCCAGUUGCCAAAAGACAUCACUUCCCCAUGGAUCAAUGAAGUUAUACCCUGCUCUCUUGUAAGCAUUAUUGUAGAGAUAUAUGGUGUCCUUCUUAAGAAAGAGUAGCUCCAACUGCAUAUUUUCUCCCUGUGUUUGGGGGGGGGGGUUGUAGUUUUUUUCUUAAAAAAUAUAUUUAUAUUUAUUAUUUAUAAAAUUUCUAUACCUCCCUUCAUCCGAGGAUCACAGGACGGAUUACAAUAUAAAAACACAAACAUGCAUACUAUAGUAACAAAUGAAAAGAAUGCCCCCAUAGUUUAAAAGGCCAUGGAUUACUUAAUUAGCCAAAGGCCUGGGAGAAAAGGAGUGUUUUUGCUUAACAUAUAAAGAGAUGUAAUGAAGGAACCAGGUGAGUCUCCCUGGGGAGAGCACACCCCAAAUGGGGAGCCAUUGCCGAAAAGGCUCAUUCUCAUGUCAUGCCAACCACCCAGACCUUUCAUGGAGGGGGCAGUUGAAGAAGGUCCUCAGAGUAUGGGCACAGCAUCUAGGUUGUUUUAUAUGGGGAAGUAUCCUUGAGGUAUUGUGGUUCUGAACCUUUUAAGCCUUUCUAUGUCAAAGCCAGCACUUUGAAUUGGACCCAGAAACUAAUUGGCAGCUAGUACAGUUGGGCCAGAAUUGGUGUAAUAUGCUCAAACCAUCUUGCCCCAGUGAGCAACCUGGCCACUGAAUUAUGCACCAGCUGACGUUUCCGAACUGCCUUCAGAUGCAGCUCCACAUAUAACUCAUUGCAGUAAUCUAACCUACAGGUUACCAGAGCAUAGACCACAGACGUUAGGCUAUACCUGUCCAGAUAGGGACACAGCUGGGCAACCAGCCCAAGCUUGAUAGAAGGCCACCUGAGCCUCAGGCUACGUACCUGCUCCUUCAGAGGGAGUGUAACUCCAUCAAUACCAAAGCCCAAAGUACUGUUUCUUCUGUGAGGUUUCUUCAUUUUCCUUUAUUGGGUUUGCAAAAGGUAGAUUAUUUUGUCUUAUUUUUAUCUCCUCAUCCCCCUGCGAAGUUCAUUUUUAUAUUUGUGUGGGCAGACUCAGAAGUGGUUACUUGCCUAAGCCUAUCCAAUAAAAAGUUGAGCUUGUAUUUGAACCCAUGUCUUCCUGGUUCAAGUGGAAUGCUCUGUAUCUUUAUGCUUAGCAUAGACUUUUAAAGCCUUUCCUACAUAUUUCCCCCUGAGACUCAGGAUGGGUGAUAGUCAGUGUAAAAUAUCAAAUCAUAACAUACAGAAAUAAGGUAGAGAAUCUCCUGUACUUUCCAUCAUAAUGUGUGCUCUAGUCUUGUUGUUUCUUGCAGAGAAUAACCAGACUCUGACUUCAAUGACAUCCAAAGCCAGAUAUUAUCCACCAGGAAAUGGGACUAUGGGGAGAGCUAUCACUGGGUAGAUAUAAUUGAAUUCUGUUAUUUGACCAAGCUGCUGCUGUUCUCCAUCCAAACUUAAAUAUGCAGGAAGCUGUCUUAUAACAGAUCUGUCUUUGUCCACCUAGGCUAAUAUUAUUAUUGACUAGCAGCAGCUUUUUGGAGUCUUGAGCAGAGGUCUUUCACAUCAUCUGUUAUGUCAGUGGUGCUCCAAUAAAACGGCUAGCACAUUGGCUAAAGCUAAGUAGGGUCUGGUAUGGUUUCAAGUUGGAUGGGGGACCACAUGUUGAGAUUGCUGCAUUGCAAGUUCAAUUAGAUAACCCUCAGGAUAACAGCUCUGUGAUUCACUCUGAAACUUAUACACCACCCUGAUGUUUUGUGAGAGGGCAGUGUUUAGAUACUUUUUUGAUGUUGAUGCAAUUAUGCGUGGUGGGGGUAAGAGAAAAGUUUUUCUUCUUCUCUCGUAAUAUUAGAACUUGUGAACAUUCAAUGAAGUUGAAUGCUGGAUGAUUCAUGAGAAAGCAAACAAGGUACUUCUCCACACGUGGUUAAACUCUGGAAUUUGCUCCCACAAGAUGUGGUGUUCACCGCUUACUUGGAUGGCUUUAAAAGAGAAUUUGACAAAUUCACAGAGGCUGUCAGUGGCCAGUAAUCCCGAUGGCUAUGUUCUACCUCCACUGCUGACAGUAAUAAUAAUAAUAAUAAUAAUAAUAAUAAUAAUAAUAAUAAUAAUAAUAAUUUAUACCCCGCCCUCCCCAGCCAAGGCCGGGCUCAGAGCGGCUUACAAGCAAUAAUAAAACAAGUUGAAUGAUUACAACUUAAAAACAAAAUUAAAAUGCAACAUUAAAAUAUUGAAACAUCAAAAUAUAAAAAUGUAGCCUCAUCACAGGAGGAGAAGGAAAAGAAAAAAGAAAGAGAGGGAGGGAAUCAAAUUGGCUCCAAGCCAAAGGCCAGGCGGAACAACUCUGUCUUACAGGCCCUGCGGAAAGAAAUCAGAUCCUGCAGGGCCCUGGCUCUGGUUGAAGCCAAUCUAACUUCCUUAGGGCCCGGGACCACUAGGGUGUUGCUAUUUAUGGACCUUGAGGCUCUCCGUGGGGCAUACCGGCUGAGGCGGUCCUGUAGGUACGAGGGUCCUAGGCCGUGAAGGGCUUUAAAGGUCAAAACCAGCACCUUAAAUCUGACCCUGUACUCUACCGGGAGCCAGUGCAGUUUGAAAAGCCAUAGAUUAAAAAGUAGUAUGCUUCUGAAUGCCAGUUGCUGGAAACUGCACGAGGGGAGAGUGCUGUUGAGUACAGAACCACCUUGAGGGCUCCCCAUAGGCAUCUGAUUGGCUACAGUGAAAAUAGGAUGCUGAACUACAUGGGCCGCUCACUGGUUCGAUCCAGCAAGCUCCUGGGUUCUUAACGUUUUUGGGAACCCUUUUAACUGGAGGUGCUAGCAUUUGAACCCAGGAUCUGCUGCAUGCAAGGCAUAUGUUUUACCACUGAGCGGUAGCCACAAACUUGCAUGGGGGCAUAUUUGCCCAGUUUUAGCUACUUACCUCUUAUUUUUCCAGCAUCGGCUGAAGGCAGCUUCGUUUCUUUGGUGGUGAAUUGGAGUAACAAAAUUCUCAGUCUUCAUGCUGUGUGAUGGGCAUGUUGACAUGUACAUACCUCUCAACGCUGUGACCUACACCAAUAGACCAGGCCUGGGAAGCCUGUGGCCCUCCAGAUAUUGUUGGACUCCAACUCGCAUCAGCCCCAGUCAUCAUGGCUACUACUUGUCAGGGAUGAUGGGAGUUGUAGUCCAGCAACAUUGGGAGGGCCACAGGUUCCCCGGCCAUGCAACGGACAGUGGGCUUGUCCACACAGGAGCAAAAUGUGGAUUUGUACCAGCCUAUCUCCCUAUUAAAUUAGGAGCAUUCACAUGAUGUCCUCUCCAUCCCAGUGUUACCAAGGUCCUUUCCUCAUUUAAGUGUGGGAUUUUUUGGUCAUUGGAAAGUGUGAAAUGUCCAGGAUCAAAAACCCUGCAUUUAAAGUGGAAAGGUGUGGGACGAUACUGGGAUAGGGAAGAUGCCAUGUGGAUACUCCUAAUUUAAUAGGGAGAUAGGUUGGUACAAAUCCACCUUUUGCUCCAGUGUGGACAUGCCCGUAAGAAUCAGACCAGGGGUUAAUCUAGUCCAGCGUUUUGUUUCCAACAAUGGCCAGGAAGAGCUCCUUUAGUCUUGCUUAGUUCCUAGAUUCUGGUAUUUAGAGGUACAGUGGUGCCUCGCAAGACGAAAUUAAUCCGUUCCGCGAGUCUCUUCGUCGUGCGGUUUUUUCGUCUUGCGAAGCACGGCUAUUAGCGGCUUAGCGGCUAUUAAUGGCUUAGCGGCUUAGCGGCUAUUAACGGCUUAGCGGCUUUAAGAAAAAGGAAACAAACUCGCAAGAACUCGCAAGACGUUUUCGUCUUGCGAAGCAAGCCCAUAGGGAAAUUCGUCUUGCGGAACGACUCAAAAAACGGAAAACUCUUUCGUCUAGCGAGUUUUUCGUCUUGCGAGGCAUUCGUCUUGCGGGGCACCACUGUAUACUACAGCUGACCCUGGAUGUUCUGCUUUAGCUAUCAUAGUUUCAUUGAUAGAACCAUCUUCCAUUACCAUGUCUUUUAAAUAGGCAGCUAAGGUAUUUUCCAACACUAUAUCCUGCAGCAGUGAAUUCCAUAACAUUUAACUAUUGCUUCCUCUAAUAGCAAACUUGGGCGAUGAAUGCCAACAAGAUCUGAGCCAAAAUGGGGCCACUGUGAAACAGAAGUGGGCUGUCAGCUUUCUUGAGAGAACUCUCGAAAUGGGCAGAAGUACACAAUUUUUUUUUUUAAUAAAUUAAUGUGUCCACCCUCCUCUCUGCAAACAGCCCAAUGGGGAACUGAGCAUCCAGAGCGAUGACAUGUUGUGUAUCAUCUGGAAACUCAGGAACAAGGAGUGGAAUGCCCAGAUAGAGACUCCUUAACAGUAUCUUGGAGGGAGGCAUAGCAGGCCGGCUGCAGCCAUGAACAGGAACACUCCUGUUAGGAGGCUAGGAUGCACUGCAACAUUUUGUUGCAGCUCCCACUUUGGAUUCUCACGUCUCCUCUCUCUCCUCCAACCUAGGGAUAUAAGAAGCAGUGUUAGAAACUGGGAUAGAAAAGCUAGGAGCCAAGUGGCUUCUGGGACCUGGCUUCUGGGUGCUGACGGGGGUCAGCAACAUGUUUUAUUUAUUAUUUUGAUAAGCAUGAAUUAAUUUGCAAGUUACAUAAGUGACACAUUGUUAAUAUCACAUUUUAGCAGAAAUUAUUAAUACAUCUUUAAUUUGGUGUUGACAAUAAAAAUAUUGGUACCAUACUUCAGUUUUCAAAACACUCCACUCUCUAUUCUUAAAACUCCUUAACAUAUUGUCUAUCCUUAACAUAUACGGUACUUCAAGGCUUCAAAGCACCAUACAUUUCAGUAAUCCUUCUUUGUCAGCCAGGAGCAAAAAAUAGCACCCAGACUUUUAGAGGUGCUCACAAAUGGAGAAUCUUUAGGUGCAAAAUACGCCUGGCGUCCUGCUAAUUUCGAACCCUGAUAAGAAGGUAUCAUUUCCUGUAAUGCCCUGUAUUUAUUUAUGUUUCCAUUUCGCUGCAGUUUGUCCUCCCAUCAAAAACUGCAUUAUUUGUCUUGCUGUCUGCAAGUUAUGUGAUUCAUUAGAUAUAUUAAUUAUUCCACUGCAUUCAUUUCCGUGCAACAGACACACAAUGCAAAGGGGUGGGGGAUGCAAUCAGUUACAAAUCAUUGCAGACAACAAAAGCAAAUAUUGAUCAUGUUCGCUGGAUUGAUUUCCAUUCUGGUUAUGGGAUGAAUUGGAGAACAUCUGCAACUUCUGCUAUGUUUUCCAUUUUUGUCAGAAUUCUCCAACAUUCUCUACCUACCACCAAGGGACAAAUCAUUCUCCUAUAUCCUCUUCACCACCCCAAAGCUCUGCUGUUCUGGUUUCCCUUGAUCACAUCUAGCAGUGUAGGGAGGGAAUUUGGAGAUGGCUUGUCUCUGGGGUGAGCCAAGAUUGUUUGUUGUUGUUUAGUCGUUUCCGACUCUUCGUGACCCCAUGGACCAGCGCACGCCAGGCACUCCUGUCUUCCACUGCCUCUCACACUUUGGUCAAACUCAUGCUGGUAGCUUCAAGAACACUGUCCAACCAUCUCGUCCUCUGUCGUCCCCUUCUCCUUGUGCGCUCCAUCUUUCCCAACAUCAGGGUCUUUUCCAGGGAGUCUUCUCUUCUCAUGAGGUGGCCAAAGUAUUGGAGCCUCAGCUUCAGGAUCUGUCCUUCCAGUGAGCACUCAGGGCUGAUUUCUGAGGAUAGUGCAACGGAAAAGGCAGGAGAUGGGGAGGCGGGAAUGGGACUCUGCUGCCCCCUCUCUCACCAUUUGCCCUCUGGAGCUCUUUGGCAAUCGGCGGGUGUUUUUCCCCCUUCUUCUUUCCCAUGCCAUCAUCAUGACUCUGCCUCCAAAUGAUAAUAUUUUUUAUGAUACUGCUUCUAAUCCGUUUCUAGUUGCAGUGUCCUUACGCACAGCUGGAUGAUUUACAGGCCUGUUUAUAAGCCUCUCUCCCUUUUGGCAGAAAGGAGUUUCGAGAGCUGCAAUUUGUUUCUGCCGCUUUCCCAUCCGGGAGACAAACGGCUGAUGUAAAAGACAACGAGGAAAACAAUAAUAAAAGGUUGUGGUUCUUGGCCAGCUGGAAGCAACAAGAUCCUCACAGCUGGGACCAAGGGGUGCAUACACCCUAUAGGAGGACUCGCUUGCACUCUCCAUGAUUCUGCAAUUGCGUUGCUUCAAUGCAGGCAUUUGGCAGUGGGCCUAGGACUUGGGGAUAGAUCAUGUGUUACCUUACAUGCAUGACUGCUACCACAUCGUAUCCCACCCCCUGACAUUUCCCUGAUAUCUCACGUGAUGUGACAUCUUGAGUCUCAGUGUUUCCCACCUCCACUCUGCUUCACUGGCUGCCAGUUUUCUCUCUCUCUGUGUGUGAGUGAAGUGAGCAGAAUGACAUCAUGUUACGCACCGUUUUUCAAUUGUUUCGAGGGAGAUGCAGGAAAAGAUGUAGGUCAACAGCAGGCAUGAGUUCUACGUGUAGUUUAGUCCCGUCUCGUCCCCCACCGAGUCUAGUCCUUAAGUUUGCAAAAAUAGCAAUGCCUAGUGAGUUACAGAUGUCAGAGGGUGGGUUGAAUCCUGUGUUCAGAGGGGGUUAUUCAACUAAUACAUAUUCUAUGUUUAAUGAUUAAUUGGUCAUUUAAUUUAAUUUAAUUUAAUUUAAUAUGGUAUUUUGCCUUUCUGUGUGAAGAAAUGUUUGUUUAGGCAAGCAUUGGGCACACCUGUUUGGAUUGCUUUUAGUCCCCCUGCUCAUAGAAUUGUCGAGUUGGAAGGGAUCCCAAGGGCUGUCUAGUCCAACCCCAUUGCAAUGCAGGAAUCACAGCAUCCAUGACAGAUGGCCAUCCAACCUCUGCUCAGAAACCUCCAAGGAAGGAGAGUGCACCCCUUCCAAGGGAGACCAGUCCACUGUUGAACAGCUCUUGUUAAAAAGUUUUUCCUGAUGUUUAGUCAAAAUCUCCUUUCUUACCAUUUGAAUCCUUUGUUUUGGGUCCUGUAGAGCAGCAAAAGCAAGCUUGUUCCAUCUUCCAUGUGACAUCCCUUCAGAUCUUUGAAGUGGAAUAUCAUAUAAUCCAGGGGUUGGCAAGGUUUACCUUGCCUGGGCUGGUUCACUCCAGCAGAGAUCCCUCCGUGGGCUGGACCGUGCGUGUGCCUGUGAUUUCCGGCGUCUGCACAAACGCAAUUUCCAGCGUCUGUGCAGACGCAAUUUCCAGCACCGCGGAAACGAGUCCUCGCGCUGCACUGCACUGGUUUAGCACAGCGGGCGGGGACUCGCCAAGUGGAUGGUUCGGUUCGUGGGCAGUUCGUGGGUCAGUUAAACGACCCCCGUGGGCCACUUGUGGCCCAUGGGCCUUAGGUUGCUGACCCCUGAGAUAAUCUCUCAGUCUUCUCUUCUCCAGGCUAUACAUCCCCAACUCUUUCAGCUGUUUCUUAUACCUGGUUUGGUUUCCAGGCACUUUAUCAUCUUGGUCACUCUACUCUGCACAGGUUCCCACUUGCCAAUAUCCUUCUUUAAACUGUUGUGCCCAGAACUGGACACAGUACUUCGGAUGGGGUCUGACCCGGCGGUAUAGAAUGGGACCAUUAUUACCCUAUAUCGAGUACUUCUGUUGAUGCAGCCUAGAAUUCCAUUAGCAAUUGGGUGUGUUCUGUGAUCUUUCUCUGCUGCUGUUUCGUUAUUUUAGCAUACUCUGAUUGUUAGUGUUUUGUUUGUUUUGUCUUAAAAAUAUUGCACAAUGGCUUGAGCGCUUCUGCUGAAGUCGAAAGCUGGGGUGUUUGGCAAACAAAUAAGAUUAUUUCUUCAGACCACCUAAUGGGGAUAAUGGAUACAGCUCAUGUAUGCAGAAAGCUGCUUAGCUAAAAUAACUCCGAUUGCACUUGUACAAUUCAGCUUUCCUUGGUACAGGAUCUGUGCGCAAUUUUGAGAUUGUGUGGUUCCUUCUAAGUUCACAAUUGACAUUAUCUGGCUUGUAUUCCUUGUUAAUGGACUAGCGUGUUAGACUUAAGGGAAGGAGACCUGGGUUCAAGCGCCUACUCAGCUGCAAAGCUUUCCCUGCUGACCUUUAGACAGGCCCUCUCUUUCAGUUUAGCCUACCUUACAGAGUCGUUGUAAAGAGACACCACCGGUCUAAUACUCUGGAGUGUCACUGCCACUCAGUAUAGACUAUACUAGGCUAAUUGAACCAAUACGUAGUCUGGUUUGGUACGUAUUUAGUGAUUGAUUGGUUGAUUGCAUUUGAAUCCCACCAUUCCUCCAAGGAGCUUAGAGUGGUGUACAUGGUUUUCCUCUUCCCCAUUUCAUCCUGAGAGAUAGAUUAGGCUGUGGGAAGUUAGUGUCUGGCCCAAGGUGACCCAGGGAGCUUCAUGGCCAAGAGGGAAUUUGAACCCUGGUCUCUGAGGUUAUAGACUGACACUCUAACCACUACACUACCCCUGGCAGUUUCCUGUGUUUCUUUAAAAACAAACUGCUGCUAUUUAAAUUUGUGUUGCUUCCCACACCCUUUUUUUUGGAAUAGCAGGUAAAAUGGUGAACUGGAGCUAUCCUUUAUUUAUUUAUUUAUUUAUUUAUUUAUUUAUUUAAAUCUGUAUACCCUGCUUCUUCUUUUUUUAAAGAAAACUCCCUCGCAAAGCAGCUUACUACUAGCUCCAGUAAAAAACUGACCCUACUUAAACAAUAAAAUAUAAAAUACGGUCACAGAUCAAUAAACCAGCAUGAAUUGCUUUAUAUAUAUGUAUAUAAAUAAAUGGAAUCAUUUUGUUUUUAAUUUGUUUUUAUUCCUGGUGUUUUGUCACUGUGAAAUCGCUUCAAGAUAUUUUAUGGGAGGUGAUUCAGAAAUGGAAUUGAAUAAAUGAUAAAUAAGUGGCUUGAAGAAAUGAAACGCUUCAUGUUAUAACAGGAAUCAUAAAGGCGUUAUGAAGACAUAAAAACCAACGAGAAUUAAGAACUGCAGAAAUAAACAUUAUCUGAGUUCUUGUUCUAAUGAGCCUAAACAGCCCAGCUGAUGCACAAGAUCAUGGGUAGGCAAACUAAGGCCCGGGGGCCGGAUCCGGCCCAAUCACCUUCUAAAUCCGGCCCGCAGACGGUCCGGGAAUCAGCGUGUUUUUACAUGAGUAGAAUGUGUCAUUUUAUUUUAAAUGCAGCUCUGGGUUAUUUGUGGGGCAUAGAAAUUCGUUCAUUUCCCCCCCUUCAGAAUAUAGUUUGGCCCCCCAUAAGGUUUGAGCGACAGUGGACCGCCCCCCUGCUAUAAAAGUUUGCUGACCCUACACAAGAUGGAAGAGGAACUUGUAGUUGGGAGGCUGAUUCAUUAGGGUGAGUGGAGCUCUGUCCUCCCCCAGGAAACCCCCACCUGUCUACCUCCUCACUUAUAACCUGUUCAGAAGGUGUUCUUGGUUGUCAGUGCCCUCCUUGCCUCAGUGUUAGUGUUGACUUGGUAAAACUCAGCUCGGAGGAGGAUGGAGAGAAAACCAGAACCAGUUAGUUCUGUCUGGCUUUGGCUUUGGCUCUGUCCCCUGUGGACCUUUCUGCCCUCCUGCCCUACCUGUUGCAUCCUCCUCCACUGAUUCAGCAGGUAUAUGGGCACCUGGAGGUUUGUAGAAGUCCUAAAAAAAUAACCUUAGGGAGAAACAAUCCCAAAGGGGGAAGGCAGAUACUCAACAACAUCCCAUGAGAACUGAGCAUUUUCAAUGGGUUUGGAAAUAGUAUGUCUCUCUCUCCCCCCCCCCCUGUGUGUGUGUGUGUGUGUGUGAGAGAGAGAGAGAGAGAGAGAGAGAGAGAGAGAGAGAAAUGGAAACCUAUGUGGGUGUGGUAGGAGAGGAAUGGAAUGGAACAUACUGGAAAAGGGCAUGGCUGGCUGAAAUUCCACAUUUUGUUGUAGGUCCAACUUGUAUGCACUGUUUGGUGUUAACUGGAUUUAUAUAUAGAUGUGUGUCUAUGUAUAUGCAGAUAUACAGUGGUACCUCAGGUUACGUAUGCUUCAGGUUACAGACUCCGCUAACCCAGAAAUAGUACUUUGCUUCAGGAUGUGAACAGGAAUCAUGCUCCGGCGGUGCAGCAGCAGCAGGAAGCCCCAUUAGCUAAAGUGGUGCUUCAGGUUAAGAACAGUUUCAGGUUAAGAAUGGACCUCCAGAACGAAUUAAGUACUUAACCCGAGGUACCACUGUAUAUCUUGUCUGAAGCAAAUGUUCCUAGAAAUAAUCCUUGCAAACACUGAUGUGCUUUUGUAUCAGCAUUUGUAUGUUCCACAUCCCACAACAUUGAAAUGAAUCCAGCCUAAGACUGCAAUCCUAACUCUACUUUCCUGGAGGUAAAGGUAAAGGGACCCCUGAACAUUAGGUCCAGUUGUGACCGACUCUGGGGUUGCGGCGCUCAUCUCGCUUUAUUGGCCGAGGGAGCCGGCGUACAGCUUCCAGGUCAUGGGGCCAGCAUGACUAAGCCGCUUCUGGCAAACCAGAGUAGCACACGGAAACGCUGUUUACCUUCCCGCCGGAGCGGUACUAUUUAUCUACUUGCACUUUGACGUGCUUUCGAACUGCUAGGUUGGCAGGAGCAGGGACCGAGCAACGGGAGCUCAUCCCAUCACGGGGAUUCGAACCGCCGACCUUCUGAUCGGCAAGUCCUAGGCUUUGUGGUUUAACCCACAGUGCCACCUGCGUUCCACAGCACCACCCGCAUCCCUGGAGGUAAGACACUUUAAAUUCGACAGGAUCUCUGAAUAAACAUGGUUAAGAUUUCUUUGUAAAUUAGUUGAACUCAUAUCCUUCUGAGAUCAAUGGGGUGGGUGCAAGUUAGCAACUUAGUCAGGGUGCAAGUCCAUUAUGUACAGCUUUCAUGUUUUUGUUUUGAAAGCAGAACUUGGCAAAAAGACUUUAAAGUAUUUGGAUUGCUUUUUUGAGAGUGUUGGGUGGGAGAGGAGUGAGACUGAGUUUAAGCGUUUAGUAAGCAGAAGGAGUAGCAGCCAUGGAGCAGUCUUUCAAGAGCCAAAUGAAUUGCAACGUUGGGAGAUCUGUGGUUUGGAACUUGGGAUUUGAAAUUUUCCUCUUCCCUCCCUGUCCAUUUUACCUUGUGUGUCUUUUUUAUUAUUAUAAACCUGUGGGAAGGUACCAUCUAGGCUUAGUAGUAUAUAAGCCACACCAGGAACUUUUGUGGCUGAGUAGGGGGCAACAAAUGCUAAUGCAGCCCCAAGCAAAGAACUAGAAAAGACUACACAGGGGCAGGGUCUUUUGCGCUUUAUCCAAUUUAACUCCCCACCCCGCAAACUGCUUGUAGACAUGGGGCAGGGUGGUGGUGAAAGCAGGGUAGCUCAAAGAUAUUUUGCAGUAUUCUUUCUUCCUCUCAUUCUUCUCUCUCCCCCCCCCCCCGAACUAAUGGCAGUUUUGGAUUUAGAUUGGGGAAAGGGUAAUAAUAAUUAAGCACCACUUCCUCUCUCCUCAAAGAAGAAAUGAAAAUGCCAGAUAAACUGGGAGAUCUUUAUUACUGCCCUGAAUGUUGCAAUACAAAAAUCUCUGAGUUAGCCCACGUCCUUAGGCCUCCCAAGAAUGGAGUAACAGUCAGCACCUAGUUUUCGGGAGGGGGCCCCUUCUUAAAUGUGGCCAAGUUCCACAACUUGUUUCCAGGGCCCAUACCUUCAGCAUAAAGUCAGAACCCAUUGGGUUCAAUGGUAGGUGGGAUUGCCAAAGUCAUAUUUCCCAGAAUCCUGCCCUCUUUCCACUCCUUUUAAUUUUUUGCCACAUGUGUAAAGUUGAAUGCUUAAUGUGAGUAAAUUGUGGGUUUACUCAUAUUUUGCUGUUGGCAUCUAUCUGUUUAGAGAGGCAAUGUUACCUGCUUCUGGGGGUGAAGUCAACCCAGUAACAAUAAUUUUCACAAUAAAGUAAUCUGUGGACAGGUUCUUUACCCACAGACAUCAGUUCCUUCACUACUGUUUAUCCCCAUGUUCCUUGGCAGAAUUCAGAGUCUCCUGAAUUGGUUUAAAUCACAUCUGUAGCAGCUUUGGUUGCAGCAAGUAUGCCUGAAAUAUGAUAGCUGUAUGUUCUAAAGCAAGCAGUAGUGGAUUUGUGGCCCUCCAGAUGUUGUUGGCUUCCAACUCUUAUUGGUCUCAUCUGCCAUGACAGGAAUGGUGGGAGUUGUGGUCCUGCCGCAUCUAGAAACCCACAGAUUCCCCACCACUGUUUGAAAGGCCCAGAGAUCAGAUGGCAAGCUAACCCAAUGUUUAGAUUACUGCUGGAUCAGGCCAGUGGUCCUUCAAAUUCAGCACCCUGUUCUCACAAGUAGUCAGCCAGAUGCUUAUAGGAAGCCUGUACGGGGAAUCCAACACAGGGAUUUCCCAUGAAGGUUGGGUUUGGCUCAGGGGCUGUCAGCUGCUGACCUCCAGUUUAGACUUGAGUAAAAGCUGCUGGUUUCUAUUCAAGGAAUCCUUCUGGGGAGACCUCAGUAAAGUCUGUUGGGCAGUGAGUCCUCUCCCUGUGGCCACUUGGCAUGCCCCUUAAUGUCAACACCUAGCAAUUUUUAGUGGGGCAGCUAUGCUCUCUGUUCCAGCAAAACCAGAAAACGCUCUUGUGACAUCUUAAUGAGACACUGUGGACAAGAGCCUGCUUUGUCAAAUGCAUGGUAGAAUCCAUAGGAUUUCUGCAGUUAACAAGUUUCGUUUGCCUGGUUUUGGCAGUUGCAAGCAUCAGAAGGUGGAAGGAGCCCAUAAUCUCCUUUCCCCAUUCCCCAUAAAACUUUCAUGCACAGGUAACUGCUGUCAAGUACCAUUCUGUUCUCUGUCUGUCUGAGAGCCGCCGAUUGUGGAUGUUGCUCCGUUUUGACUUUUACAGCCUUUUCUUGAAAUCCUAACAAAUGUACUGUGAAUCUUACCACCUGACGCCGUGCAAAAGAAUAAUGUGCUUUUUUGUGUGUGAGUGUGUGUUCUAUGCGCCCACUGAACGCAGAUGAGCAUUGCUCUCUGGGCUUUCUAAGUGGCAUGUCUUGUAUCUGGAGUGGUGUGACCUACUUUAAAAAAAAAAGUCUUUGCUUCCCGGCAAGGGCUAAUCCAAUCAGACUAAGCAAACAGGACAUUAAACAUCACUGCUAAACAUUAGCCGAAACAUUUUAUUGUUAGGAGCCCUGCCUCGCAAGCACAUUUGCCAAGUCAAAGAAGUGUUUGUUUUCAUGCCAUCAGGGGAAAGGUUUGAUGUUGUCAGAACAAACAGCAUAAUCAACUUCCUUUUGGAACAAAUUAUAAUUGGCUGCAUCCGAUCCUACUCAGAGUAGACCCAUUUAAAAUUAGUACACAUGGCUUUACUGAGGCCCACAAAUUUCAGUGUGCAUCUGUUCUGAGUAGAAGUCAGUUGUGUACAACCAUACUGUACUUGAUCUUUACAGCAUAUAUCCCAGUAUAUAAUGCAGUAUAAUGUUUUCCUAAACAAAUGAUAUUUUAUCCUUUUGGAGCAAGAGGGGAUGAAAUGGUGGAUAAAAAAGUGGCCUGGCUGGCAUUGUGAGCAAAAAACGAGACUGAAGAGCUUUUCAGUAAUUGUAUGACCCCUUGUUUGAUGAGAGAGGCUGUGUGUGACUGUGUGUGUUGGCAAAUUGGGAAUGUAAAAAACCUGCCUGGGAACACUGAAUGAUCUGAGGACACCAGAUGCAGCAGGAUUGCUGAGGCUAUGUGAGCCUGGAUCUCAUUAUUUAGAUGACUUUAUAAUGGGGAUGGAUUGGGUGUAUUUCUAGGUCUGUGUCAGUUUCACAUAUGUUCAAACAAAAGUCUGUUCUAUCUCAUUUUCUGCAUUGUUUUUAAUAACACACACAUGGCAUUUGAAGUGUGUGCAUUCCCCCCAGUAUACUUCCUAAAAUACUCCCCUUAAAAAGUAUGCAUUUUUUAGUGCCAACAACCGGUUUGCAAAAUUCAUAGAGAUGAACACAGUCCAUGGGAUAACUGUGUUAAUAUGGGAAGUGUGAAUUAGGCUGGUUGGUUUAAAAAUGAUCUGAAUGAACUUUUCAGUAGCUUUGCAUUUAAAGGGGAGUAGAAUAAUCAGUGGACGUGAGGUUUGUCAAUGGCUUGUGAUACCUAAACAGAGUGGCUGUACUGAGGAAGAAUACCGGUGAAUAUCAGAUGCUGAGGACAAACAACAGGGGAGGAGGGGGCUGGUUUACUUCAUACACUGCUUGUGGGUUUCUUAGAGCAGGGCUUCCAAAACUGUGGUCUGCAGGCCACCACUGGUGCACAAGUAUCUUUCAGGUGGUUUGCAAUGUGCCAGUGAAGAACAGUGGGAACAGCAGCUGUUAACGCCAGGUGCAAUGCAUUAACUAUUCAUACUGAUUUUUAAAUGCAUUUUCUAGUGCGUCUUUUAUCUCUUAAAUUGUAUUGUAUUAUUUAUUAUGGCAUUUUAUAUUGUAGCCAAUGGGAUUCAAAUACAAUCAAAUACAAUACUCCCAAAAAACAAUAAAGCAAUAAAAAUACAAUUAAAAAUCAUAUAGCACAACUGCUACAAGAGGGAGAAAAGUCAUGAUUUGGCCUGCAUUUGAAAUAUGGCACUGCAUGCUACAGGCUCAGAGUCCAGACAACAAGCCAAACCAUUAUUCCUCAUGAUUAUGUACUAAUUUUAGUUUCAUUUUUUUAAUGGUGAGCUGUCUAGGGGAUUUUCCGGUUCUGGAAUAAAGGCCACGCAGAAUGCAUAUAGCGGGUUGCAUGUCUUGGGCGUAGCAACUCAGUGCAGAUUGAGAGGUGAUGUUGUGGUUGUGGUGUCAGGCUAGAACUGAGGAGACACGGGUUCAAAUUCCCACUCAGCCAUGAAGCUUAUUGUGUGAGCUUGGACUAAUCACUUGUUCUCAUCCUAACCUACUUUGCAGGUUUGUUGUGAAGAUAACGUUGGGGAGGGGAACUGUGUAUAUCUCCUUAUUAGAGGAUUUUUUUGGGGGGGGAGGGUUAAAAUAAAAAUUAUGGUACAAAAAUCUGGAUUGAUUUAUUCAAUCAAUCAAUCAAUCAUAAAUAAAUACAGUGUGCAAUCUAAAAACAGAGCAAUAUCAUUAAAAAGUACAAAAGAAUCUUGAAAUGCUGUAAAGAAGCAAUUUAAAAAUUCAUUAAAGGGUAAAAAAAAUGUAGCCAGGGAACUCUUGUUUUUGGUAUAUGUAUCUAGAUACUUUUCCUUCAUGGGAUUUUGAACGAAUCUAGUGUUUCAAAAUAUAUUUUAAUGCCCCCCCCUUUUGUUGUCCCCCCCCCAGCAAGGGAUGAUUUUAUUUUAUUUUUAAGUUAACUUAAUAAAAUGUAUAGGCUGCUUUCAAAGUGGAAUACAGUGGUACCUCUGGAUACGAAUGUGAUCCGUUCCGGAGCCCUGUUCGCAUCUAGAAGCAAACGUAACUAGCGACGGCAUGCCUGCGCACGCGCACGUCGCUUUUCGCCGCUUCUGCGCAUGCGCGUGGCAUCAUUUUGAGUGUCUGCGCAUGCGGCGAAAGCCGGAAGUAACGUGUUCCGUUACUUCCGGGUUGCCGCAGAGCGCAACUUGAACGAGCUCAACCAGAAGCGCAUUCAACCCGAGGUAUGACUGUACAGUUAUAAUUAAAAAAGAGCAAAAUGAUCAAGAAUGAAAAGGAGAGAACAAUCAACAGUCAAGCCAAGUAAAAAGUUGGCCUUUUGUCAACGGGGUACCAAAAUCAAUCCAGAUGGAAGGACAGUUUAAAUAAUGCAGUGUUUGCUAACUUUUGAAAGCAUAGGCCGUGGCGGGGGGGGGGGGGAGAUGAGGAACCUGCGACCCUCCUGAUGUUUCCGGACUCCAGCUCCUAUCAACCUUAGGAUGCUUCCUACAGGUUUUCUGCAGUUAAAAUAAGUUAAAGCACUGGACUUUUCCUGUGGUCAGGAAAGUGAUGGUGAAAUGGCACCAGAAAGUGUGGGACAAAUGUAGCACAUUGCACAAGCAAUUCAGAACGGAUGUUCACUAUUGUAUAACCUCCCUGCAAACAAAUCAGAACGAAUGCUCAAUAAAGCCCCAGCCAUAGUCUAACCUUUGUGUAAACUUCAUGCAAGCAAAUCAUGAUGAAUAAACAGAUCUUCUAGCGGAGCCCUUAGAUGACCUAGCCCAUUGCCAGGGAUGGUGGUAGUUACAGCAGCAUUUCCAGGGCUGUGAUUUUCGCAGUGCUGGGCUAGACAGGCAGGACUUCUCCUCUGUGACUUAUGAUUGGAAAAAAAUAAAGAUUGACUGACUGACUUACUGUCAGGUCUCGGGGGGGGGGGACUUCCUGAGUCUUUGAACCACAACUGCAAAGGAUUUGCCUCUUGCACCCACCAACAGAGAAUGGGAGCAGAGCCUCCCUGGCAUAGCUGCCAAUGUUUUCCUUUUUCAGAGGGAAAUUCCCUUAUUCCGAAUAGGAUUCCUCGCAAGAAAAGGGAAAAUUUGACAGCUAUGCUCCCUGGCAUAUCUCAAAGGGAAAGCAGGAUCCUGCCUUCAUAAUAUUGAUGAUUAGCAUUUAUAUAGCACUUUACAUUCAUCAAAGCACCUUGUACCCAUUAUCUCAGGAGCCCUUGCAACAACCUUGUAAAAUAGGUCAGUAAUUCGUAUCCCUCUAUUUCAGAAGUGUGUGGGUGGAUGAUGGGGGCAGGGUGCUGAGGCUCGGCAAAGGUGGCUUGCAUAAGGCCAUUUAGCGAGCUCAUGGCAGAGGUAAUUUGGUGCAGCAAAGGGGAAGUAUUUUUUUGCAGCUGGUACACACAGGUAUGCAUGAUGAUGUGUUUGGGGGGGGGGAAUUCACCUAUUAUGCAAAGGGAUGCAAAUGAGGAAAAAGGGAAAGGGAGCACACUUUUUAAAAUAAAAAAAAAAGUCUCUGAUCAGCUGCUGAUGCAGACUUCUGAAGAGUAUGAGAGAUUAUGACAGGUCCCUUGGGGACAGCUGAGACAAAGUGGAAAAUCCGGAGUCAGCACACAGCCUUUGUAGCAGAUGUGGUGUUGCCUGGCGAUGUGCCCUGACAUGCAGUCUCUGUUCUGUAAUGGCAGCUAUUGAUAAACAUUCAUUAUUUUGUGUGUAUGUGUAUCAGUAAAGGUAUCGCUGAGCUGGUUCAUUCGUUAGGGACAGACUACAUCUGAGAAAAACAAAAACACCCUGCCCUACUUUCCCAUCAGAGAGGUCAGAUUGCUGAGGCCAUGGAAAAGGCCCCCGGCAGCAAAAGGUUGGAAGCAAAAUAACCAGUGCAUGGGGAGUUGGGUUUGCAAGCUCUGUGACUCAGAAAUCAGGUAAGUUGGCUGUAGAAGGCCUCAGAAUUGGGACGAGGUUGCUGGAUAGGUAGCUUGCAGGCAUCAGGAUUCUGACAUCUCUGAUGAAAAGGGUCUCUGGUCUCAGAUCUAGGAAUGAGUUACUGCCUGAGCUUUUGAAAAACAGGUAAGUCACUGUCGGUAAUAUAGUGGUACCUCGGGUUAAGAACUUAAUUCGUUCCGGAGGUCCGUUCUUAACCUGAAACUGUUCUUAACCUGAGGUACCACUUUAGCUAAUGGGGCCUCCCGCUGCUGCCGUGCUGCCGGAGCACGAUUUCUGUUCUCAUCCUGAAACAAAGUUCUUAACCCGAGGUACUAUUUCUGGGUUAGCGGAGUCUGUAACCUGAAGCAUAUGUAACCUGAAGCGUCGGUAACCCGAGGUACCACUGUACUCUGCUAAAUGGAUCAAUGGUCUGACUCAAUGUACAGCAAUGACUUGCCUGCUGCCACGUGGCUGCAGACUAUCAACAUGGGCCGUACCUCAGUGGCAGAAUGUGUCUUGCGUGCAGGAGGUCCUGGGUCCCUAUUAUCUCCAGAUUGGGUUGGGAAUGUCCCCUGUUUGAAACCCUGGAGAGCCUCUGCCGGUCAGGGUGGAUAAUACUGAGCUAGAUGAGCCAAUGGUCUGACUCAGGAUAGAACAGCUUCCUAUGUUCUUAGGGCUGCUUAGUCUCAUCUAGAAUCUGUGCACCCAGUAGGGGAGCCUUCCCAAAGUAAUCCCACUUGAGUUAGACAUGCGGGGGGGGGGGGAUGUUGGUGCUUUUGUGACAAUGUACAUGGAAUUCUGCUAAUUGUCUCCCUCUCUGCUCCCCGAAAUGUUCAGCUGCUGCUUUAAGAGGCUUUUUCCGGCAUGACUCUGUGCCGGGGCUAUUGCCGGGGUUGAUCUCUGGUGCGCAAUGCGUCCUGCUGCCUUGUAAGCCUUGUUAAUAUUUUAUCAUUUUGAUACACGGGGAAUUAAUUACUGUCAACAGAGCAGAUUUUAAUCUAAUCAGCUAUUCCAUACACCGCAUCGGGUUGCAGACAUCAAAGCCAGCAUCAAAGUGUUGGGAAUGAAAGUGCUCUGUGAGCUUUCCAAGCAAGAAGCAGCUUAAUGCACAAGGGUGCCCUGCGCAGAUACUAUCCUUGGGCGUGCCCUCCUUCUUCUAUAUGUUCUUCCCCAGGUAGUGGAUCUUUUGAGACGUUACCAGUGCUAAAACAUACAAUGGUGCCUGGAAGGGUUGGCAGUUUCCCAGGAAAAGAAAUUGGCACAAGACAUUAAAUCAGUAAACAAGUACCAGUUUCAACCUGACUUCAUUUUUUUUCUGAACUUGAUUUUUAGCAGAUUGAAAAACUUUUUUUGCAUGCAUGCAGCCAUUCAAGAAGGAAGCAUACAUGGCUGGAUCAAAGCGCUGGUGUUGGUUAGUUCAAAAAGUUGGGUGCAAAAAGAUAGGCAAAGCAGUAAAUCCCAGCUGUUUCCGCUGCCCACCCCUGAGACCUUCUGAUAACACCAGCCGUUGACCAUGCACAUUGAUCAAUUUCAGGUUCUUGCCAUAGGGACAGAUGCCUUAGUUACAACUGGAUUACUACAACAUGGUUUAUGCCUAUAUAAAGAUACUGUGUUGUAGGUUUACCGAGGGUGCAAUGAGAUUAAGGGCCACUAUCUGAAUGAUAAUCUCCAUCAUUUGAUUGUCCUUUUUACCCAUUGUUGUCUUUUUAAUUGUAUAUAUUGCUUGUUUUAUGUUGCUUUGGCCGUUGGCUAUUGUGAAUAAAGUUUAUCUAUCUAUCUAUCUAACAUGGUUUAUGUGGGGCUGACUUUGAGGGGAAAAUGUAGGGAGCAUAUUGUUGCACCCCACUCCAGUCUCCAAGAUUCCAGAAAUCAAGCAUGGCUUUGCCUCACAGGAUUCUGCCUGCAGCCAGCUUCUAGCUCUCUCACACAUUUCAAAUCUGACCCUUAUCCUUCUCACUAAUAGCCAGGUGCCCCAUACUUAGAGGGCUAUUAGCUCAACAAGGGGCUAACCUGGCUAAUCCAACCAUCGAAUCCUUGCUGGAUCCAGGAAUUAGAAGGGACUCAGGCAUACAGCCUAACCUAACCCCUCAAUCUCCACGACCCACAACGUUAGGAUUCUUGGGUUACAAUAGCUAAUACUGGCUGCCAGUCUGUUUGGGCACAAUUCUGAGUGCUGACUCACCAUACUCGUGCCUUCCCUCAUAGUUGUGUGCAGCUGCACAUGUCUUUCCAAAAUGUGCAGAUAAUAACAGCCGCAACCCACACCUGCAGACACUCACCUGGCCGUGUGGAGUUGAAUGUACUGAUUUUGGGAGAAAUGAGUUGCUUAAUUUCGGUGUAUUUGUAGGCCAGUGCUUUCCCCCCUCUAAAAGGUGUGCAUAAGAGUAUCAAGGGACUUGCAGAGAAAAUGAAUUUAGAUCACUGCUUGACGUAUUGCUGUGUUUUUAUUAUGUUGGAAUCUGCUCAGAGACACUGGGAGCUGGAUGGUGGAUAGCCCUCUAGGCUGUUCUGGGCUUCUUUCUCCUCCCCUCAGAGCGUGAUGAUCUUUUGGUAGCCCUGUGGAGGCAGGUGGAUCAGGUGACACUUUGAUUUCCUUCAGACCUUUUGCUGCAUUUUGUGACCAUGGUCACUUAUGAGUGCUGUGUUGCCAUUGUUUGGCUUUUAGCACAGAAAAUUGAUUGAAUUGGAACAACUGGUUCGGGCCAGAUGGUCUGAAGGACUAUUUGUAUCCAUACAACCCUACCCAAACCUUAAAAUUGACCUUCCAAGGCCUGCUUCUGGGCCUGCCAUCAGUAUCAGUUAGAUUGGUGGGUGCUAGAGAGCAGGACUGCCUUUGUGUUGGCCCCAUAUUUGUGGACCUCCCUAUGUUUGUCCCUAUCUGCAUUGGCUUUUAAAUGCACUUUGAAAAGCCAUUUAUUUAUAGUUGCUUUUAGAUGAAAGAUUGUGAUGACUUUUAUUAUUUGCAUUAUGUGUUUUACACUGUUUAAACUGGUUUGAGAUGAGUGUGCUGGGCUGUGAAAUUUUUUUUAGACUACUGUUUCAGCACUCCUGCUUUGUUGGAAUGAAAUGCUUUAGUUUCUAUAUUUUAUUUAAGUAUGUAAUCUGCCUUUGGAGGGCUUUGCUCUGGAAAGGCGGCAUAUUAAUAUUUGAAACAAAGAAAGAAUCUAGUUGCGCUUGAGUCCAUGCACAGUUUGCUUGUUUAUUUAAAAAAACUCUGUAAACACCAAACUCUGCAUUGUCAGCUAAACCAGAAUCUUGUGAGGCUACUUUACCAGAGGAGAUGUAGCAAGUCUUGCAGAUGCUACUAGCCAAGCCUUGGGAAGGGCACAAGCCCUUUCGGUUGCCUUAUGCCGUAUGGUUUCUUGUGGUGGUGAAGCAGACAGGAAAAGCAAAGGAGUGGACCAUGAUGAUAUCUGCCAGAAUGCCAUGCUAAUUGGCAGACUCUCCUUGCGUUGGCAGAUAAAGGUGGCGAUAAAGAGGCUUUCAAGUUUCAUUGUUCUUUGUGGAAGAUUAGCAUAGAGGAAGUGAGGAAAUGAAGAAAAUCAAGUAGGACAAGGAUGGGAAACCUUGGGCAGGGGACACAUGCAGACCCUCCAAGUGUCCCUAUUUUCCAGGGACAGUCUCAGAUUUACAGAAGCCGUCCCGGUUUCUGAUAUGAUCCCAGAAUGUCCCCUUUUUCUUUAGGACGUACCUAUUUUCACUGGGAAAAUGUUGGAGCGGAUGAAGUUAUGUGACCCCUGAGUCAAGGAGAUAAGUAUAGAACAUAUAGAAGGCAUCUGAAGGCAGCCCUGUAUAGGGAAGUUUUUAAUAAACUUUUAUUAUGUUUUUAUAUAUGUAUGUUGGAAGCCACCCAGAGUGGCUGGUGCAAAUUCAGUAAGAUGGGUGGGAUAUAAACAAUAAAAUCGUUGUGGUUGUUGUUUAAUAGGAUAUCCCUAUUUUCAUCGGAGAAACAAUUUGGCCCUCUAUAUCUCUUUAUUCUGGUCUUUGGAGCUAACCCUAAGCCGCACAGCCUCUUUACAUUUUAUAUGCUUCUCCCCUCCCCUGCUCCCCAUGGUACAAUGUACAGUGGUACCUCUGGUUACGUACUUAAUUCGUUCCAGAGGUCCGUUCUUAACCUGAAACAGUUCUUAACCUGAUGCACCACUUUAGCCAAUGGUGCCUCCCGCUGCUGCAGCGCUGCUGGAGCACGAUUUCUGUUCUCAUCCUGAAGCAAAGUUCUUAACCCGAGGUACUAUUUCUGGGUUAGCGGAGUCUGUAACCUGAAGCGUCUGUAACCUGAAGCGUAUGUAACCUGAGGUACCACUGUAUUUGCAUUUAUGUUUUUUAAUGCAAAUUGCUUAGAAACCUUUUAGGUAACAAGUCACUAAUACAUUAAAUAACUAGCUAACUAUCUAAAACAGAGGGUGUGUGUGUGUGGAAACUAGUGUACGAAUGUGAAAUUUUCUUUUAUUGGUUCACCCACUUUUGUCUCUGGCCCCCACCUACCUACCGCUGGUAUAUGGUCCUUGGAAGGUUGUCAAGGCGGGAAUGAGGCCCUUGGGCUGAAAAGAGUUCCCUGCCCAUUAAGCAGAGAGAGGCUGAAUAGCCUCUUUCCUUUGAUAAGUUUCUCACAUUAUGCUAACUGCUACGGUAGCAGCACAUCUUUACCAUAUGCUUUACAUUUCUGAUUAUAAAAGCUAAAGGUUGCAUUUCAUCUGGCUGAAUCCUUUUGUUAAAGCUGGACCUUUGCGGUAAUUGCCACUGAGUUUAGUGGAGGUACAAUGCAUAGGAUUACAGCCAUAGUUGUCUUAAUAAAUUGGUUCGUAUGUUAUGCAUGUACUCUGUUCUUGGGGGUGUGUGUGUAUAUAUAUACUAUAUAAUAACUGGACCAAUCGGUGAAUUUCGCUUCUCAUUUUUUCUCAUUCUUAAAUUCAGUUCACCCCAUUUCCACAUCAGUUUUUUAAAAAAAGAAAUACCUCACAAAAAUUUGUAUGCAUAUUCCACAUGUAUUCCUGCUAAUAUACACAUUUUCGCAUGUAAUUUUACCUUAUACAGUGGUACCUUGGGUUACAUACGCUUCAGGUUACAUACGCUUCAGGUUACAGACUCCACUAACCCAGAAAUAAUAUCUCGGGUUAAGAACUUUGCUUCAGGAUGAGAACAGAAAUCGUGCUCUGGUGGCACGGCAGCAGCGGGAGGCCCCAUUAGCUAAAGUGGUGCUUCAGGUUAAGAACAGUUUCAGGUUAAGAACGGACCUCCAGAACGAAUUAAGUACUUAACCUGAGGUACCACUGUAUACUAUAUACAUUUUUGCAAGUAAUUUUCCCUAAUAUGCAUUCCUGGGAAAGGCCCUUUACGGUGAUCACUCCUUGUGUAUGGAACUACCAAUCUAUUAUAGUUUUAGGCAGUUAAAUAAGAUGUGUCCUUUUCAGUGGUAAGUUGGAGGAAGAAAGACCUGAUUCCUACGGCUCUUUUUAUUUGUAAUUGUUAUGUGACUUGUUCUGUCACAUAUUGUGCAAUAUUUUGUGGAUUUAUUUUUUACGUAUUUGCCUAGUAAACCACCCUGUGGCUUGUGCAGAGGGGUGUGUGUGUGUGUGUGUGUGUGUGUCCAGAGUAAGUUUGCACAAAGUACUGUUUGAUGCUUCUCUUCUAUAAUAUAAUGCAUUUUGUAUGUUUUCACUAACAUAUCAAGGUAAAGGGACCCCUGACCAUUAGGUCCAGUCGUGGCUGACUCUGGGGUUGCGGCGCUCAUCUCGCUUUAUUGGCCAAGGGAGCCGGCGUACAGCUUCCAGGUCAUGUGGCCAGCAUGACUAAGCCACUUCUGGUGAACCAGAGCAGCGCACAGAAACGCCGUUUACCUUCCCGCCAGAGCGGUACCUAUUUAUCUAUUUGCACUUUGACGUGCUUUUGAACUGCUAGGUGGGCAGGAGCAGGGACCGAGCAACGGGAGCUCACCCCGUCACGGGGAUGCGAACCGCAGACUUUCUGAUCCGCAAGCCCUAGGCUCUGUGGUUUAACCCACAGCACCACCCGCGUCCCUUUUAUAUGUACACAUAAAAGGCAUUUUGUAUGUUAUUUUUAUUAUUUAUUAUAUUUGUUGGAUGCUUCCUCCCCCCCCCCGAAUGACCCAGAGUGACUUACAUUAAAACUAAUUGAGAACAAUCAAUAGAAAUCUAAAAACACAGCUAGACGUAUAAAAGGCAAAACUUGCAGAUCCCAGCUCAAUGCCAAAAGUGCCAAAAAACCUGGGCAAAGAGAAGAGUCUUUCUCUAGUGCCUAAAAACAGAUGAAGAUGGUGUCAGGAAUCCCCGUGCCACUGGUCAUGUGAAAAGUAGUCUCCCUCACAUCCUUGAAAUAAAUUAUGAAGGAGGCAACUCCUGUGGCUUCAGGGUUUGAUGCUGUUCCAUAGUCCCAGAGAAGGACCUGUAGGGAAGGUGGCAGGAAUCUUUCCUGUUCAUUCUUUUUUUCUUUUCUUUUUGAAGUAUCUUCCUAGCAUAGGUGGAAGAAAGGCAGGCAUAUGGAGUACUUCUGUCUGUAGUUUACCUUGCUUAGCAACAGGGAAUGGAGCAAAAAGGUCUGGUGGGAUGAAUUAUUUGCGGCACUUACUUUGGCAGCCAGUUUGUGUAUUUGUGGUUUUCUGAGAAGAUGGAGGAGGUGAGAAUUUAAUUAGCACUGGGCUCUUAAAAACAAAGGCCUCCUGUCCCAGUCUAAUUGGGCUUUCUCAUCAAUAAAGGGUGCAAAGCUGGAGCCAAGUGCAGUCACAACCAGCCUCAAAAAGGUACAGCGUUCAUGUUCAUUUGUUUUGGUGGCAGGUGUAUGUGACUGUACAUAUAUGUGCAUCUUUGCAAGGAAGUGCAUCAGCCAGGCCUCUUUCACUAAUGUAUAUAUUUAUAUGCACCCUUUCUCUUUAUACACUUUUUAAUUUUAUUUUUUUUGGGUUGGAGAACUGCGUUGUAAUAGAGAAGUGUGGCUUUUGAAGGUUAGCUGUCUUGGUUCAUUUAUUGUUUUGGAAAAUGCCAACCAUUAAAAUGAGAGUUGGAUUUCUCCCCAACCCUUAAUCCGAAUUUCUGUCCAACCUGUAGUAAACAGUGAUUUAUUGGCUUAAGAUCGUGACAUUUGAAACAUGCCUCAUUCUUUUUAUUUUUAAUACACAAAAUUCAUUACGUAUUUAUUACAGAUUAUUUACAUCUGUGGCCUAUACCAUCCCAAGUGUUCAGGCCUCUAUGGUCUGUGCCUCACUGGGAUCUUUUGCACGACUGUCUUGUUGAAAUGGGUGCUGGGUUGUUGCAGGAUUCUCUUUGGUGAGACUCUUAACUUCUAUUAUCUUAAAAACAAACAUGCAAAGCAGUUAUUUGCAAUCAUUAAAGGUGCAAAGAUGGGUUUAAAACUGUGUGGUUAAAUGUGCUUGUGGUGCAAUUGGUUUCACUUCGGUUUGUGUUUGAAGGACUAGUCUCCUUUAAUAUUUGCAUACUGGAGGGAGAGAUCCGUCUUGGCUGUGAACCAGAGGUAGAUAAAAGAGGCAGGGCCUUUUCCCCUGUGCAGUUUGCUGUGAGAGAAACGCCGAAUGCUUGUUCUUCCAGGUAAGGGAAGUGAAAUGUAACAGGUCUUCCAAGCAGAGCUUGUUUUUGUGGGCUCAUUAUCAGCUGAAAAAGAUUUAAGUCUGUUCCUUGACCAUAUCACUUGAGACUGCAAGUUUGGGACUCACAUCUUGCAGUGCUUCUCCAUACAAAGAUAAAAAUUUAAAAUCUCUGUGCAUGAGGAAGUAGUGUGUUGAGGAGAAGGCCAAGGCUAGAAUAUUUUUUGGUCUCAUUUUUACGUGUGGGGAUUUUGCUGUUGUUUUAUUUGGCCUGGGGAACUCCGACCUUCCAUCUAUGAAGUGGUGCAGUCCAUAAACCACUUCACUGCCUGUGUCUUAGAUGUAAGUCUCACAUUGGCCUUGGCCAACCUGGUGCCUUACAGAUGUUUCAGCCCCAGCCAGUUGGCUGUGGUUGAUGGGAGAUAUAGUCCAAAACAUCUAGAGGGGGGCAGGUUGUGCAAGGCUGCGUUACUGCUUAUGCCCCCUUCCUCCCACCAAUAGAAGAAGAUUUAAGAAAGCCUUUCCUUUCCUUUUCCUUUCUUUUUUGAAGGCUUGAAUAGGAAAUUUGGAAAUUAAGGGGAAAUGGCUGUAGCUUGAUGGUGGAGCACAGCUAUGCAUGCAUGAAGCCUCCGGUUCAUAGCUGUCAACUUUCAGAUUUGAAAAUAAGGGAUCAGCAGCCUCGAAAAUGGGACUGCACCACUUCAUAGAUUGAAGGUCGGACACGGGUGGCGGAUUGAGGGACGCGGGUGGUGCUGUGGGUUAAACCACAGAGCCUAGGAAUCCCCGUCGAAUCCCCGCGACGGGGUGAGCUCCCUUUGCUCAGUCCCUGCUCCUGCCAACCCUAGCAGUUUGAAAGCACGUCAAGUGCAAGUAGAUAAAUAGGUACUGCUCCAGCGGGAAGGUAAACGGUGUUUCUGUGCGCUGCUCUGGUUCUCCAGAAGCAGCUUAGUCAUGCUGGCCACAUGACCCGGAAGCUGUACGCCAGCUCCCUCGGCCAUUAAAGCGAGAUGAGCGCUGCAAUCCCAGAGUCGUCCAUGACUGGACCUAAUGGUCAGGGGUCCCUUUACCUUUACCUUUAGCCUCGAAAAUAAGGGAUCAGCAGCCUCACCUGUCCCGGGGACAGUCUACGGGAUAUCUAACAAUCCGGGAUAGCAGCGGUAAGCAGUGGGAAACGGCGCUGGAAUAAGGGAAUUUCCUGCCAAAAAAGGGAAGGUUGACAGCUAUGCUCAGGUUCAAUCCCUGGCAUAUCCAAGAAGACUGGGAAAGACCUCAUUUCUGAAACCCUGGGAAGCUGCUGCCAGCCUUAUGCUCUUCCAUCCACUGUCUUGUAAUUAGAGCCACAAAAAGCAAUUAGCCUGAAAAAAAUUCUACUAGCCUGCUGAGACUGGCAGAGGAGGGACAGAGAGAUCCAUCCCACUUGCAACAAACAGCCUGCUGUGUUUGUCAUGGUUCCCUCUGAGCACCCUGAUUCAGAGAGGAGUGGGAGGUACUUGAAGACAACAACUUGGAAUGGGAAGGAGGGGGAGGGGUUGAGACGGCACAGCAGAGACCUCUUAACGAAUUUCUCCCUCUGUCCCUGGAAAUGCAUGGAAAGAAAUCUUUAAUAAGAAUUAUUAUUAUUAUUAUUAUUAUUAUUAUUAAAAAAGGUGGGAAAUGGGGAUAAGAGGGGGAAUAAGGAUUGUGAGGGUUCAGUGGUAGAACACACACUUUGCAGUUCCACCACUGCAGUUCCAGUUUAAAACCCCGGCUAGGCUGUGAGAGAGACCCCGGACUAAAAUGCUGGAGACCCAUUGUCAGUCAGUGUAGGCCAUACCGAACUAGGUCACUGAGCUUCAGUAGGUGGGUUGUGGAUACCCUAUUGUAGUGUUUCUCAGACUUUGGCCCCCCCAGCUGUUGUUUUACUACAACUCCCAUCAUCCCUAGCUAGCAGGACCAGUGGUCGGGGAUGAUGGGAGUUGUAGUCCAACAACGACUGGGGACUCAGGUUUGAGAAACACUGUGGUCAUAGUUGAAUUCUAAGGUGCGUUGUUGCGGCAGCAGCAUUUCCACCAUGUAAAUAUAUGGUCAAACAAACAAACAAACAAACAAGAAAGUUGUCCCUCAGUGCAUGUUUGGGUUAAAGGGCAUGGCUGAAGACUGCUCAGCUAGGUGGAUUCAUGGUAAGUAGAAGGCAACUUCCUAUAUUCCUGUAUGGCCUUCCGUGCAUAUGUGACAUGAGGAAUGUCUACUUCCCAAGAGUUACUUAUUUUCUUGGUGGAGAAGAGUAUCUGCACACAGCUGCAAAGUGGGAUAUGAGCAUAGUGAGUCAUUGACCCUCACCAGAGCAAGUGAAUGAAUCCCGGAAGCUUCCUGCACUGUUGGUUGUGCAAUAGACCUGAAGGAUGGGAAGUGGCUUCCUCAAAAACCAAAGCAGAGAUGACAGGGUUAUGAAACUAGUUGUAAGAGCAAGCUUCAUCCCUGAGCCAGCUGGUUGCAGGUGUGGGUCUGUCGAAUUGGCAUGCCUCUGCAUGGGAGUGCCCCGACACUGUACAGUUGGAGGGUUGCCAAAGCUUAAUGUUGCUGUUGGUGUAUGUAUGUUUUGUAUAUGUGUGUUUGUGCAGCGCUUUUUACGAUGGUGUUCUCAGUUAUGGAGUACUGUGACCUGUUUUUACCACCUGUGGCAGACAUUUUGUACUGGCACCCAUGGCACAUUCAUCAAGAUCUGAAUACCUGGCAUGUGUGAGUGUGUAUAUGUGUUGUUGUUGUACCCCUGCCCAUCUGGCUGGCUUUCCCCAGCCACUCUGGGUGGCUUCCAGCACAUUAAAAAUGGUAAAACAUUAGGCAUUAAAAAUUUCCCGAUACAGAUGUCUUCUAAAAGCUCACUCAACCACUUUGAUCUGCAGAAGUGUCACUUGUACAGGUACCACAUAAUGCUCAUUCCCAGUGCUAUUUUUCUAGAAAAAGGAGGUGCUGGAAUUCACCAUGAACACCUCCCUUGUUCGGGAGUUGCACCCACCUGGGAGGUGCCGGAACUGAGUUCUGGUGAGUUCCAGCUAGGAAAAAAGGCUCGCUCACUCCACAUUUGUAAGACAUUGAUAUUUUAGUGUGGUAGCACCCACACUUUGAAACUCCCUGCUUAUUGACAUCAGGCAGGUACCUUCCCCUUCAUUAUUUUUUAAGCCUGUUAAAACACAUUUCUGCUUAGACAACGCUACCCAGAUGGGUGGAAUGUCAACAUGCAAUGUAAACUUAUAAUUGACUUAAUUAUUUUUGAAUGCUUUGAUUUUUUGUAAACUGCUUUGAGGUUUUAUUACAAUUAAGUGGUAUAUAAGUAUUGGGAAAUAAAUUAUCUCUCUCUCUCGCUCUAGAAAUAAUUUAUUUAUUUCCCAAUACUUUCACACACACACACACACACACACACACACACAGAGUAUAAUGCAUUUAUGUUUUUAAAUACAUUGUAAACCACUUAGACACCUUUGGGCAACAAGUGACUACCAAGCAUAGCUGUCAACUUUCCCCCUUUUUUAAGGGAAAUUCCCUUAUUCCGAAUAGGAUUCCUCGCAAGCAAAGGGAAAAGUUGACAGCUAUGCUACCAAGUCAAAUAAAUAGUGUUCUGGGUUUGCAGGGGCCAAGGAUCCCUUAAAAUUCCUGGGUGCGAGUUUCUGCCCAUAUUUUCUGAAAUUAGUAAAUAUGGGGUUUGAAGUCAAGCCAGCUUCCUCAGGAGCUAGGCUUCUCUGGCUUGACUUCCUUAGAGGGGAGAUAGCGGAGUCAUUAUCCUGCCAAAAGGUGAGGCAUUCAGCAUCGGACAAGAAAGGGGGAGGCUGCCAGAAUUAGUACAGGGGCAAGAUGUCAUCACAGUAAAAAAAAAAAAAAAAGUGAUUUUUGCAGGAGGCUUUUUAAAUGAGGUUGCGAGGGAUGCUGGAAGCGGAAGGGGAAGAGUUGUUUUCUGCAAAGGCUGUUGGGAAGAAGCAGCCGGAAGUGGGCAGAACUCCAUGCAUGCUGGCUGGAAGAGGCUGUUCUGAGAGCCUGGGGGCCGUGGCUGGCUGCUGUUUUGGACCCAAGCUUGUUGAAGCCACGAGAGGAGCAACAAGAGACACUCUUGGGGUGUCAUGUUCUAUGCCCCCUCUGUGGGGGCAAACCACCAUGUGUGUGAGCAAACCACGUUUCUAAGACACAGCAAACUCCACUGUGCCUUUAUUUUGCAGUGGAAACACAACCCUGGGUGAGUGCCUGGAAUCCCUGGAAUCUUGCUUCCAUUUGACAGAGAUUAGGGAUGGCGUGUAGCAGUAGCAACAACAAAACACAGUUUGCCAAUUUGCACAGAAUGUGUGGAAUAACCUCUUUUCCAAUUUCCCUCUUUAUUUCCCCCCUCCCCUGUUCCAUACUUCAAGAAAAAUCUGAGUAAUUCCUGGGUGUUGUAUUUGCAGAAAUGGGAAAUCAUUCAUUUUUUUGCUCCUACUUUCCAUAUGGCUGGGGCUCUGUUUGAAAGCAAAAGUACCCCUGGUUGUCUGCUACCUCCUCCCAUAUCCAAAGUCUUUCAGCAAAACAGGUUAAGGUGUCUUGAUAAACGGCAGCAGAUUUUCUCUCUCUUCUUCCCUCUAAUGCCUUUUAAACAUCUGAUGAAGUGUUCCACGGAACUCAAAAGCUUGCACUCAACAGUUUCAUAACAUUAUGAUUGAGCUAAUAUGAAUUGGAAAUUUGUGGUUUUUUUCUUGUAGGCCAUCAAUGGCCUUCUCUAACUUACAUAAAUGUGUCAGUUCGAAAUCUUCAGAUCCUUUAAUUUGUGGAAUAUCCACAUGGAAGUAUUUAGCCACACGGACUGAUGUACAGUGAAGAUUAGGGACCACAGCUCAAAGGGAAAUGAAUUGCAACCCAGUAGCUGAGCACAUACGUUUGUAUGCAGAAGGUUCAGUCCCUGGAAUCUCUUUCCCAGCAUACCCUCUUGGGUUUUAAUCUCAGCAGAGAGGGCCCUCUUAAGAGCUGCACCACUCUCAGAAAUUUGGAGGUGGCCCAGGUGGAGCAUCCUCUGUUUCAGCCCCUAAGUUGUGGAAUUCCCUCUCCCAGCUUCAUUGUAUAGUUUUUGACAUAUGCUGAACAUGCACUUUGUUACCCUGUACGUCUACACUUGAAAUAGAUCUUUUAUAGGGCAUAUUCUAAUUGUGAUUUUAAGUUGUCUUAAUUCUUUUGUUGUUGUUGCUCUAACCUGUGAAGAGACCCCUCUUCACCUCACAAAGGUAUCAACUGUUAAACCAUCAUGAGAAAUAUAUCUCUGUGGGUGGCAUAGGGGUUCCCUAAUAUUCUCAGCACCCUUAACAAGCUACAGUUUCCAGGAUCCUUUGUGGGGGAGGAAACCAUGACUGCUUAAAAUAUAUGAUCCUGCUUUAAAUGUAUAGUACAGAUGUGAGUGCUCUUUCUCUCUCUCUCUCUCUCUCUGGGGUCAUUGUGAGGCUAAAAAUGCCGUUCUGAGCUCCUUGGAGGAAGGGCGAUAAAUGAAAGUCUAUAAAUAAUUCACUGUCCCCUCUUGCCCUUCUUUCUUUCCCAGGUGGCUAA
Podarcis lilfordi (Lilford's wall lizard) is the source of this 54194-nucleotide messenger RNA. NCBI's taxonomy places the organism in Eukaryota, Metazoa, Chordata, Lepidosauria, Squamata, Lacertidae. The record is from the annotation of a GenBank genome assembly.